Messenger RNA from Porites lobata, 45831 nucleotides. Lineage: Eukaryota; Metazoa; Cnidaria; Anthozoa; Scleractinia; Poritidae. The record is from the annotation of a GenBank genome assembly.
UGUUAUAAAAAAGAGGUCACUUCUGCAAAGUGCUGGUCUUUCGAGCAACAAAUGCAGAUGUGAUGGAAUCUUUUCCCCCUCGGAGAUAUGUUCCGUCACCUCGUUACGUGGCAGUUCUCGGGCUGUUUUUGCUACUGCCCUGUCUGGGCCAACCAACAUGCGAACCACUGAAGAUUUCUUUAUGCCAGCGAUUUUACAGAACCACGAUAUUUCCAAACACUCUGAAUCAUACAAACCAAGAAACUGCUGCGGUUGAGUUUCAACAAUUCGCUCCUUUGAUUAAUUUGCGUUGUUCGCGGGAUAUCGCCUUGUUCCUUUGUUCCGUUUACUUUCCUGUCUGCCCCAGCGUUUUGAAGACAGCAAUUCCACCACCAUGUCGUUCGCUUUGUGACAGUGCAAGAAGUGGCUGCGAAGAGCAAAUGAGAGCCUUUGGUUUUGACUGGCCUGAAGCUUUAAACUGCGACAGAUUUCAGAAACGGGAAGAAGGGAUAUGCUACAGAGGUGAUAACGAUGGUAAGUCGAAAACUAGCCUGCGUAGCAAGCGUUUCCAACCGAGUUAUUGCGCGAAAGUUAGAGCGGAGGCAAAAAAAAAGGUUGAAGGGGGAGGGGGAGGGGAGAAGAGGAAACGCUUGCCCGCAAACCCCACGAUUCUGGAAAACGCCCCUUGAUAUUUCACGGUUCGGUUCAUUUGUAAAUUGACAGCUCGUCAAAAUAGAAACAUGACGAACAGAUUACCCCUGGAUUAACAGAUUUGUAAAAUUACUUUGUUCUCUAAUAGAAGACGUUGCUGGCGAUUGCAAGAACUGUAAUAAAAAAGAUUUACGAUAAAAGAAAGUUAAAACUGUGAGCGAUUGCUGCAGAAUUUCUUGUUUUUUAUUGUGUGGCUUUAUCUCGUCUGAAACCUUGUCGACACGUCAAAAAUGAUUUGUCCGGAACAAUUCAUUCCGCCGGGUAUAAGUUUUGCAGAGCGGCUGCUCUUCAGCCUUUGUCGAAACGUUCUCUACAAUAGAUGCCAAUAAAUUUCCAAUAAACAAAAAGAAUCUUUUCAUUUCAAAAAGCUGACAAAUCGCUUGUCCAUGGCGGCUUUAGCUAGUGUCGAGUACCCAUGUUCUGAUUUAUGUUGAUGUUAUCUCCAACAAACAGUCCAUUUUUUCCAGUCAGAUCUGCACGACGUCAUUCUCAAUAAAUUGGCUUUCCCUAGUCUCCACUGCUCGAUCUCCAAUUAUACUUUGAAGACUCUGAUCUCAUAAACCUUCGCACAAACACGAUUCAAAUAAAUAUCAGUACAAAGCAUUUGUAAUCUGCGACCACAAAUCAGAUGAGACCAGUUCUGUGACGCACGAAAACAAAGCAUACCUGGUUUGAUUGAUGUUUCCAAUGAUAAGUAAUCAACACUACACGCACCGCGCCAAUGAGAAGCUGCGUUCGUGGGCGAACGCAGUUUUCCAAAAUCGUGGGGUUUGCGGGCAAGCGGUUCCUUCAUUCCCCUCCCCCUCCCCCGUCAUUCAUUUUUUUUUGCUCUUGUCCCAGUUUUCUAGACGAACCUCGCCAGGAAACGCUUGCUACGCAUUCCCCUCCCCCUCCCCCGUCAUUCAUUUUUUUUUGCUCUUGUCCCAGUUUUCUAGACGAACCUCGCCAGGAAACGCUUGCUACGCAGGCUAGUCGAAAACCUUCGUGAAGAAGAAUUUUGUGUAACUCUGAAUUGAUAAAUCAAUACCUGAAUAAACAGGCCACACCGAUUUGAUAUACAGUAUCCCCCGGGGAUAGUCCCUUAUAUAAGCCAUUUGUAUGUGCCGCCCCAAAGGGUUGGGUUUUUGCGCCGUUUUGGCCCGGGGGGUACUGCCAUAUAUGGGCUAUAUAGGUAUUUGCCGCUGUGAAGGGUAUGGUUUUCAAGCAGUUUACUCUAGGAUAGGGUAUAUAAAUCAGAGCGUUUGGGUCUAGAAUAGGGUAUCAUUUUUUAGGAAACUGAUCAGUUGGUUGAAGAUUUUAUCUAGACUAAGGAUUUGUUUUGGCUAGACUGUGCUAGUAACCUCAGUAGUUUCUGGAAAACAGCUACUCUAGGAUAGGGGGGAUUUGGGGAGUUUACUACUCUAGCAUAGGGUAGCAAAAUUCAGCUGAACUAGCUCUGGUAUAGGUUAAGGGUUCCAGGGUCCCAGGGUCCCAGGGUCCCAGGGUCCCAGCGGCACAUCCCCACCCAGAAAUUCCUAAAGUACCCCUCCCCUGGGCGUUUUGGUCUCAAAACGGGUAUAGACUUUGCCCAUUUGGGGCUGGAAUCGGGUACGGUUCUCGAGCGAACUCGAAUGAAGUAGAAAGAAAGAGAAAUAUGAGAAUUCGAAACGGAUUUUAAGACAUCUUUUUUGGUCUUGUCCUAAUCUAAGUACUGACGAAAUAAUUUCUCAGAGGCCAGGUUUGAAAACGAGGACGAAAAUCACAUUUUUUGGUUUGAGAUAGGGUCAUGAAUUGGAGAACCGGGCGGCACACUCCCACCAAGAAUUCUCAGGAAAGCACUUGGCGCAAUUAACAAGUUAGUUAAUUCUGAAAAAAAAAUUCGACAUGUUUUCUCUUUUUCCAUCAGAACUCAAUGGAUUCCUUUUAAUCGCUAACUUACGAGAUGUAAGUCGUAUCAAGCUUGGCUCGACUGACCACGAAACAAUUAUUCCAAACCAGCGGAGUGUUGUAGGAAUAGAUUACGACUUUGAUACAGGUUUUAUCUACUGGACUGAUAAAUUCGCCCACAAAAUUCAGCGCGCAUCCGUUAGUAACAGCCGUAACGUGAAGGUGGUGUUAGACGAUGGUCUUUCUUCUCCUGAGGGGCUUGCUGUGGAUUGGGUCAAUAAAAAGCUGUAUUGGACUGAUCCGGGUACCGAUGUCAUUGGAGUAGCAGAUUUUAAUGGUAAUAGUCGAAUGAAUUUAAUCACAACAGGACUGAGUAAGCCAAGAGCCAUAGCUGUUCAUCCUUUAAUUGGGUAAGCAAGAGUAUCAGUAGGUUAAAGACAACCUCGAUCCCAUGCUCCUCUUAUUUUCGUCGCUACGUGAGAGCGCGUAGGAGAGAGUCCUGGGAACGAGGUUGGCUUACAGAAUAGGGUUUUUUUUCCAAGAGAGGAUAAUAUUCCUGCAUUUUCCCUUGGCGCAAGUAAAAACACGCGUGAAUCGCGAGACACGAGCUUUUCACCUUCUUGCGUGUCUCGGUGUCCACGCAUGUCUCUGAAAACUCUUAUACAGGGCAGCGGUUCAGACUUUGUCGAGCGCGCACCUCCUCGCUCUCUCGCACGUUUUUUUUCGCUCCUUCGCGCUCCUGAAAUUCUUUUUCUUUUUCCCUUUUGAACGUUCUCCACACAGGUUGAGUGCCAUAGUUAUAAUUUUCAACUCAUGCACUUUGAAUUCACAUCCGUUUUUGCCCUGCAGAUUCAUGUACUGGUCUGACUGGGGCACCGCGGCGAAAAUUGAAAAGUGCGGCAUGAAUGGGGACAAGUCCACUCGAAAAGUCCUCAUCGAUCGAGACAUCGUAUGGCCAAACGGAAUGACUAUAGACUAUAAAGAAGGAAGGUUGUGGUGGACAGAUGCAAGGCUCGGUACCGUAGAAUCUACAGAUCUAAAUGGCUUUGAUCGCAAAAUUACUAUACGUAGCUGGUUCGUCCGUUCCUCUUAUGGUAUAACUGUUUUUGGCGACUCUAUCUAUCUGGGAAAACGCAACCGCGGUAGAGGAGUGAUAAGAAUGGACAAAGCCACUGGCAAUAACUGGGUAAGGAUGGGUCGCAAGUUACGAGCGCCAAAAGAGAUAGCCGUGUAUCACAGACUGAGGCAGCCAGUACCACAAGGUGAGAUUAUCACUAUGAGCAAAGAUAGCCCGGUUUGCUGGGCUGUCCCACUUUACCAGGGUGGCUCGGCUAAUGCCUUACGUCCUCUUGAAAUAGUCGUUGUAUCUAUAUGAGAAGGAGGCUGGUCCGCUUAUAACAGGAUCUCGGGAAACCGGCCAGUCCUUCUUCUUAAAUACAGCUGUUUCGAGAAAGGUUGUCGGAAAAAGUGCACGCGACAAUUGCGAAAGACAUUGUGGGUGGUUUUGAGUUCUCUGUUCUUCAAAGAAAUUUGAAAGAAUUGGCACGAAAGGCCAUGAAAAUGUUUUUUCGAGUGCUAAAGGAAAGCAACAAAAGUAGGUUCGACAGCUACAGUCGUCAGGAACAGUGUAUUGAUCAUAUCCCAUAUUACCUUUCGGGAUUGUCGCGUGCACAUUUUUUCCGACAACCUUUCUCGAAAUAGCUGUAAACACAUCGACACUUUCAAGAAGAAACAACGCAGGGCCAAGCCAGCCCAGUAAAGCGGGGCAGCCCGGCUAACCGGUCUGUCGUUUCCCAUAUAAACAGGUAACCUCUUAUUCCCAAUGUCAUUUGAAGCACAUUUCGAAUCUGUCGAUGAAAUCCUAUAGUGUGACUUUUUUAAUAGAAGCUACGUAGUAAUACUUUCCUGUGUUACUGUUUAUUACACUGUGCAAGCAGGUUCUAACUUUAGAGUCUAUGGAUGAAAUCCUUAAGUGUGAUCAUUUAAAUGAAACCUACUGAGCUUGUGUUUUUUUGUGUUUUUUUGCCCUGAGAGGUUUUUCUCUGGGUACUCCGGCCUUCCCCUCUCCUCAAAAACCAACAUUUCCAAAUUUCAAUUCGAUCAGAAUUCAGGUAGACGAAGAACUGCUUUGUGGAAGUACUUCCUCUAAAUAGUUAUUUAUUUAUUAAUUUUAUCCUAUCCUAUCCUGUCCUGUCCUGUCCUGUCCUGUCCUGUCCUGUCUGUCCUGUCCUGUCCUGUCCUGUCCUGUCCUAUCCUGUCCUGUCCUGUCCUGUCCUGUCCUGUCCUGUCUUAUCUUAUCUUAUCUUAUCUUAUCUUAUCUUAUCUUAUCUUAUCUUAUCUUAUCUUAUCUUAUCUUAUCUUAUCUUAUCUUAUCUUAUUUUAUUACUUAUUUAUUUAUUUAUUUAUUUAUUUAUUUUACCUAGGCGGAAAUCCAUGCCAGCCCAAAGCAGGAUCCACAAGCUGUAGCCACAUCUGUUUAUUGGCUCCAAAAGACUCGUACCCGGAUGGUUAUUCCUGUCACUGUCCGCCAGGCCUCUUUUUGCUCUAUGAUAACAAGACAUGUGAUACCUCAGGUAACAUUAUCAUUAUCGAGAUGUAAUUCAUUCCUCAAGUCACCGAAAAGCGCGCAUUCUCGGCGAGUGAGUACUGUGCGUGCCAGUUUCUUGGGGUUAUGUCUAGGCAUGUGUCCUGGACGUAGUGAGGCCUAAAAGUAGUGCAAGAGACACGAAAUUGCUAUAGGCCAUUUCUGAGUUCCAAAAACCCUCACUUUUAAAACGAGGCUAAGUGCAAAACCUUUUUUGUGAAAAUGAGUUUACUUGCAUGCGACUGAAAAUUAUUUUCAUAUCAGUUUCGGAGGCUGUUAUACACCUACGCCCUCAAACUAUCUGGAUAAUUUCUCACACCAUGCGAAAGCCGAAUCGAGUUAUUGUUAAUUCCAUCGAAUCGAUGGUACAUUACCUAGACAUCUUCCAAAUACGGUAUGCGCCAGCUGGUUAUGAAGAAUUAUAUGAAACGGCAAACUGAUCCUUACGGCAAGGCGAUCAACUAUGUUAACUUUAAAGUUGCAUAGUUGCAUAAAGUUGCAUCCCGGCGGACAAAAAAUCCAUACAUUCACUCUUGUUUCGACCUCUUUACAACGGCCACUUUCUUCUGUCUCCAAGGUGGCCGUUGUGGAGAGGUUCAACUGUACACGAACCUUUCAAGGUUAGUGACAUUGUUAGUGCGGGUGAUGGAAAGUUCAGAACGACAUCUCUCGGUAGAAAUAGAAGAGAGUCCAUUAAACAAGCGAGGCUUAAGUUAAACCUUUUCACAUUUUCAGGAGAAGUGAUUGCUUCAUGUUAGUGCACUAUCAGUAUGAACUCCCUCAUAAAGUUCUGUUUCGCAAAGAUGACGAUCAUUAUGCGUUUCUGGGAAACUGCCCACCUACCCCUCCCCAAGCCAACAUUAACACUUCACUUAGGGCAAAACUUUGGCUUAGGGGAGGGUUAGGUGGGUAGUUUCUCAGAAGCGUAUAGCUCUAAGACUCCAUGGGUUUAGUUGCCGGGAAAAUGGGAAGUGUUGCUUUGACUAGGCAUUACUCUCUACCUAAGAGAGAAGUGCCCGCUUCUAGAGAGUUGACUAAACUCAUAAAUACUUUAUUUUAUUUGUUAACCAAUUUGUAUCUGAUGAAGAAUCUACCGAAGAAACCACCACAGUGGGAACUACUGAGGGAAUCACGACAACAAAACCCACAGAAGUGACAACAGCAACAACGGAAUCUGUUAGGACAUCAAGUAAGUCUUAAACUGUACAAAGAAUAGUCAAUUGUAUUAGCAAACGUCAAGUCACAAACCAAAAUUUGUAAUACUUACAUUUGUACCUGCCCAAAGUUAAAAGGACAGGUACGUGUUUCUCCAUUCUAGAUCUAAUAUCUCUCUGUUUUAUGGUCAACUUUAACGGUGAAUAAAAAGGUUGAGCCUUCCUAUAGACCUUUGCGUUUUGAAACUUCGCCAUGAUCCUUUCUGUUCCACGCAAAAAAUAUUCCAUGACCCCCUUAACACCGUGACUACCGCCGAAAAUAUCAAAAAGUACCUUGAAACAAGUCAGAAAAUUAAAUAAAAUGGGUCAACCUUUGCGUUCGGUCAACCCAAGGUUCUGAGAUUCGAAAGCCAUCAAAAGAUGAACUGUGUGUUGCCCCUGUAAGGUAAUCCAAGACAAACGUAUUUUCUGGAUUCUAAGCUGUGGAUUCCGGAAUCUUUGUCAGUGGAACUUGGAUUUCGAAUUCCAAACUUUAGUGGGAUUAUGGUCUCCUAGGGCUGAAUUCCGGAUUCCAAAGUCCAGGAAACGGGAUUCCACAAGCAAAAAUUUCCCGUAUAAUACCUUAGUUUGGACGAUGCGGCACGGUACUAGAAAACACGCUAGACGUCAUUUUCUUUCCUCUGAUUCCCGCUAAAAAUGCCUUACCGUGCCAAUCCUGACUUAACUAAAAUUAAUAAAUAUAAAUUUAUUUUCCACAGUUCCAAGGCUUUCGUACAGCCGCAAACAUUCUAUCAGUGUUUUAAACCUUCAAACAAAGAACUAAAGCUCUGUCGUUGAAGGUCUUCGGGAAGCAUUUGCAAUAGAUUACCAUUACUCUAAAGGACUAGUAUUUUGGACUGAUUCUGACUUGAACAAGAUCUAACGAAGCUAAACGAAUUCAGAGGGAUGACCCUUUACUGUCUUUUCUUGUUCCAACUGAUUACUUUCCCGUUAUUAGCUCCCGUGCCAUGCACAACGGAAACGCAGUUUCAGUGCAAACGAAGUAAAAUAUGUAUUUCACGCUCCUGGGUUUGCGAUUCUGAUGACGAUUGUGGAGAUGGAUCGGACGAGCAGCACUGCACCGCUCCAGCUUGUAACGAGUUUCAAUGCAAUGAAACAGGAACAUGUAUCCCAAGCAACUGGGUCUGUGAUGGCCACAGUGACUGUACAGACAUCUCGGACGAACAAGGCUGUAGAGACCCUGGAACCUGUGACAGCAGCCAGUUUCAAUGCAAGGCCAUUGGAAACUGUAUUCCGCGUCACUGGGUCUGUGAUGGUGAUGACGACUGUAGCGAUAAUUCAGACGAGUCUGACUGCUCAGCCCAUAUCCAGUGUGGACGCCACGAGUUUAGAUGCAAAUCCAGUGUGGCUCCGACGUGUAUAUCUAGUAACUGGACUUGUAAUGGCGUGGAUGAUUGUAGUGAUGGGUCGGACGAGCUUAACUGUACCGCUCGGGAAUGUCCGAUAGGCCAGUUCAAAUGUCGCCAGUCAAGGUAUGUUUAAGUGCUAAAAAAGUAAUAGUUACCUUGGGGAGCAAGGGUGACGCAGUUGUGAGAGCGCUCGCCUUCCACCAAUGUGGCCCGGGUUCAACUCCCGGCGUCGACGCAAUAUGUGGGUUGAGUUUGUUGUUGGUUCUCUCCCUUGCUCCGAGAGGUUUUUCUCAGGGUACUCCGGUUUUCCUCUCUCCUCAAAAACCAACACUUCCAAAUUUCAAUUCGAUCUGGAACGCAAGGACACGCUUAAACGAGUUCAUAUGAACUCCCUAUGUGCUUCGUGGGUAAACAAGCAAAAAAAGCAAACAAGCAAGUUACGAAUUUUCGUUCAUUUUCAAAAGAUUGGAAGUCCUAAUUUUUUGAAAGCAGGAACGGUUUCUUUCCAUCUCUGUUGGACCGAUUUUCGACUAAUUUUUCAGCCUGCAAGUAAAGAUAGAUUUCAGUAGUAUAGUAGGGAAAGCCUACCCCGUUUUGCGGUAAGAUGUUAUUAACUUGCAAUGGAAUACUUUAUCUCGGGAAUAAAAUGCCCCGUAAUCUCAUUAAGAAAAGGUCAUGUGCUUGUUUUAGUUGGUUUAACCAGUUUGACAGGUUUUCUACUUACCGUUAGGACAAAUGUCUUCUGGUUUUUUGUUGGUUAGCGUCAACAUCAAACGUUGAUGGCAUACACGGCUCUGUUCCUCCACAGAUCAUCUGGGAAAUGAAUCGAAACCUUUGUUAUUCCAACUUUCUUUUUUUACUUUUUUAGACCACUUUUUUUUUUCCUGUACGGGUGCAAAUGACACUCAACAAAACUAUCCCCUUUGCUCCAAUAAAUGUCCCUUUUUAUGCUAGUGCUUACCUAUUAUCUUCCCAUAUUUGGACCCGCCUUGGGUGCCUAGUUAAUUCAUUCCGUAAAGUUACACCGAAUAAUGUAGCGUUGGCGUUCCAUAUUAUUAGGAGGUGUAUUCUCGACAUAUGGCGAUGUGACGGCGAGUCCGAUUGUGCAGACGACUCGGAUGAAGUCGCUUGUUCCACCAGUAAGUACUUUACGCCUGUCAAAGCCUUUAACCUAAAUUCUUUAGGGACUUUAUGGGACUAUUCGAGGAAGAAACUUCUCCCUCGCGCGUUCUUUACUCGCUCGCACGUAACAUACUCACCCUCAUGACAAUUUCGAGCGACUGCAAUCCGUUUGAAGCGUAUAACACUCAGGCUUCUUACAAAUUCAUCGUUUUCUUUGCCUGGUCCCUGUGCGGUGUGUUCCCUUCCUCUUGGUCAAUGCCUGACCAAGAGCCUUAAAACGCAUAGGCCGCGAUGAAUAAUAAGGCCUAGCGACGGAGCAACGUUUGUCUCUCAAACCCGGCACUGGCUUCGAACGUUAUCGAAUAUUUUUUGUGAGUUCGAUUUAUUUCAAUGGCCGAUCCGCGAACUUCAUCGAACUCUUUCGUUCGAAGGAGUUCGAAUGAGUUCGAAAACCGAACGCUCGACGUAAUAAGCAGGGAUAAAUAUAUUUCUGUACCAUUGUUCAACAACUAAGAAGAAGAACCGAGUUAUGUGGUCAAAGGUGGAUUUUUAAUUUAAAGCUCGUAGUUAACAAAAAAGGCAAAAGCUAUUGAAAAUACACUAUCCUAUUCCCUACUAUCAGAGGUCUCUUCCUGGUAUGUUUUUAGCGAGUGUGUAGGUGUUCACGUCGAUGACAUUUGUCCAUAGUUUGGUUUGGAAUUACGCGAAUGCGGGCGACGCGAAUGACUUCGUACAUGCUAAUAACCAUGAGGGGCCCAUUUCUCGAAAGGUCAGUAGCUUUUCCUGCGCGGAAAGCUGUUUCAUGUUUACCGUCUUUGCAUUCAGAUCAAAGUUUCAAAAAUUUUUAAAAUGAUACAAUGAAACUAUCAAUUAACGAAGCAAAACUGACUAGUUUGCAAGCUAGGAAACUGUGCUACUAUUCAACAGGUUUUGAACUUAAAUUUUGUGUACCGGACCUUUCGAGAAACGAUUCCCAGGUCGGAAAGAAAUCGCUGCUAGUAGGUCUAGUAGGGUAUAUCCUAUCUCCAUCAGGAGUAACAUCUGUUACUCUUUUGCAUUUUUCACUUUGUUUUAUUACACCACAAAUAUAGAGUUUGUCUCUCUCCAUACAGGUUAACAAAUGGCCGGUGCUAUUGAUCAAGAACUACAAAUUGAGAACUGAUUAAAGCUGCGUUCAAAGGUGGCCCAAGAGCUAAAAGGUCUUAACGAAGUCACCAUCAAUUUUAGGCUUACUCUUUUUCUUUAAGAAUCAUUUAGAGUGUUAACUUUGCACUCAAUAAAGUGUAGCUUCAAAAUUUUUGUAUUUUUUACUGGUUUAACGGUUGACUUGAGCACGGAAUUGCAAACUUUCUUCUUUUGUCCUCAGAGUUCUUUAGAAUAAUUUAUGUAAAGCCUUCAAAAAAGAUGAAAACUGGAACCAGUUACCUUAAUCUAAAAAGUUGAAAACUGGUACAAGCUACCUAAUAAAAAAUGUUAUUUCAUUUUUCACUAAACAAACAUUACUUUAGAUACAUGAAGAGUAUGUCAUUAAAAUUUUUAUUGGAUGAAGCUUAACGGAUAUUGCGAUUGUAGAAUUGUUAUAAUAAUCUUCACUUCACCGUGUCAAAAACAUGUCGUUAUAUGACUUAUAUGGAAAACUAACUCUAUCAAGAAAAAUAUUUCUUUUACUUCUAGCGGCAGUACUGCUUCGUAUCUACCUAGAGUAUGAAAGGAGUCAAGAGAGUUGUAGGUCACUCGUUAAGGACAACAAUAAUUCUACUGAGUGUCGUAUUAAUGCCAGCGAAAAUGCCGUUUACCAACAAAAGAAAAUUUUUCUCGCUUUCUUCUAUUGGGAACAAUUAACAAUGGCGACGAAUAAUCUUCUUCAACUUACAGCCCUCGCUGUGCCAGGAGGGCGACAAGUUGUUGCUCCAUUUGUGAAAGAUUCUCUGUUUCACGGAGUGCCGACCUCACACGGACACCAUACGCUUGGACUUUAUUACAACGUUACUGCUCUAAAUGAAUCGCUUGGUUUGCACGGUCAUGGUACUUUAAUAAACUGGGACGGGUUUCAAGACGUCUGCAAGGGAAAACUGGAUGUUUUAGUAUAUUUUCAUUAUAGAAAUCUAACGAACUCCACGACAAACAACCUUUCUACGUCGUACAAUCCUUGCAAACUUGACCACAAAAACGUUCUUCUUGGCAUCAAGAUCGGCAGAAAGAUUUGUGUCAAUGCUAAUGCCUUCAAUUCAGUUCAAAGAUUUGAAGACGAAAUGGUUAAGAGGCUCCCGUGUGUUGGUAUUUUUGAAUGGCGAGGAGCAAGAAAAACGAACCCCAAAAGAACACAUUUUGAUAUUGAGUCAAAAGUAGAAAAGCUCCUGUCUUAUCGCGACAUGAACGCUUUCUUCAGUGCAAAACUUGCUCGCGUAGCUCGAGAUUUCAUUGCGCAAAAUCUCACUUCAAACUUUAUCUCCGUACACAUUCGCACGGAAAAGAUUUUAUCUGAUGGAGGAAAUAUUUCCACUAUCAGAAGGUGUUUAGUAAAGUUGAGGAAGAGAUUUCAUGGUAUUAUUCAAGUAGCUGCUGUUCCUCCUACAAUAUUUUUGGCCGUUGAUUUCACAAAGUUUGGCUCCUCCUCAAAAACUGUGAAACCAGCUCGAAAACAUGCCAAAUCCUUCAUCAAAAUACUCCUUCCGCUAAAGUCCAUUAGUUUUCAACCAUCAGAAUACAAGAUUGUUGAUCGAGGAGCCGUAGCCAUUGUGGAAAUGAACAUUCUAGCAUCAGGGAGGCGCUUAUUUCUUCUUGGAGGUGGGUCAUUUCAAAAUUGGAUGACGACGCAAUUUCGCACCAGGAAUAAAAAUGAACAAAGUAAAGUAGAACGCAUCGUUUGUUAACCGUUUGAAAACAUUUUUCUUAUUUUAAAAAAUAAAUGCAGCCAGCAAAGCCGGGGUAAACAGUUGGAAUUUUAUAUUGAUAUUGGACGCUUGUAAUAGUGGAUCGUGAUCCCACAAAGGGUGCCAAAGAGUCUCAGCUUGCUGGAACGCGCGAGUGAUCUUCCGACACUAGUGACAUAGUCUCAUGAACCGGCAAAAAUUACCUUGCUGACAUUUAAAGUAUAUCAUUGCAAUUUUAAUUAGAUUACCAAGCACAAUAAGGAGCAGUAUCAGUGCUGGGUCCAGACCUUGAGAUAAGGGGAGGGGCUAGUCAUCCAGACCCUUUGAUAAGGGGGGGGCCUCCCCCCUCCCCUGGAUCCGCCACUGAGUAUAAAGUAGAACGCCUUAUAGUUUGUUAGCCGCGGCACUGCAUAAAGAAGAGUCGAAAUAUUAACUGAAAGUCAAUUUUCCUGUGUUUCAGAAAGCGUAGUGUUUAAAGCGUAAAUAAAAAGUUUACUUAUCACCAUAAUGCGUUCUUUUGAUGGCUUUUUGAUGUUGUUGGACUUUAUCUUGGACCAAAGUCUCCCCCUUUUUCUUCGAUGUCCUCAGCUAGGACAGAGUUGGUGUCUGCUACUGCACCAAUGAUAAUCGUUUUCUUUAAAUUGAACUCUUGGAAUAGGAAUCUUCACUAAAUCCUGUUCACUUGAUGAAACAAGGCUUGGUUGUGUUUUAAUCUAAAAUAGGCAGAAUGUCUGCCAAUGGUCGAAUCAUUUUCGGAUCAGGGCCCGUUGCUUAAUCGGACGAGUGCUAAGCCUUUUGUGUUGAAGGCGGUUUCAGUAUCUCUGGCUCCGGUGCACUGCCUGAGUGCUGGAAAGUGGUCGGUACAUUUUUGUAUGGGCUCGAUUCACGAUCGACCGUUCGCUGAGUAGUACCGACUUUCCAUGUUGAGGGUAGUGGUAUUGGUGUCCGCAACUGACGCUGAAAAUUUUGGACCGAUUUGCGUCAUGCUUGAUAGUCCUUUGGGUAACGGUCUUGUUCCCAGAGGUUGUUAAUCUAGGAAUUGAUGGCGUUUUUGGCACCAAUGGAUUCUGCAAUGUUUGAUUGCUUGUCAGGGAUCGAGCAUGAUCGUGUCACUGUCUUGCAGACGGCUUGUGCACCUUUUGGUGUUGAUACUGCGUUUGCAAUUGGAGUCAUUUCUUUAUUCGUGCAGAAGGAACUCCCGGCAUGGCUAGUUUCAUCCUUGUCUUUGCCGGCAUGUGUUGAAGUACAUACAUGCAUUCAUACAUAAACUAUAUUUUAACUCAAAUUUACAGAUCGAUUGAGCUAAUAUUUCCGAGCAAAGUAAAAAUAAAACUUAUUGAAAAAUAUUAAUUUUUAAAAGUUAUUAAAACUUUUAAAAGUAAUUCUAAUGAAAAUUCAAAGUUCUUCAAGGGAUUUUUAAAAUCAUCGAUUGAUAUUAUUUGUCUCAUGUCGUCUUUAAGUGAGUUCCAGAGCUUUGCAGCUUCGCACUUGAUGGACUUGAGUCUAUAAGUGGUUGUCAAAGUUUCAGGUAAGCUUAGUACAUGAUUCCCUCUAAAAAAAUAUUUGUAGCUUCAAAGAGAGAAGAGUUUCUUAAGAUAUCUCUCCCUUGUCUUUGAUCAGCCCUCCGUUCCCUUCCAGUAAUGUCCUUUGCUUGCUUAGAUUUCUUUGAGUGAAGAAACGGACGAUAAGUAUUCCAAAAGUCAUUGGAGUUUGGUCUUUCCGAUUUAUUGAGAAAAUACGCCUUGGCUGCCUUUCGUCUCAGCGAAGUAGUAUCAUGAUUGUCUGGGUUAGAGAGUAGUCCUGUAUAAGACUUUCGUUGACAUUUGACCGACUUUUUGACAGCCGGUGUGGAAGUCAUCGUGAGAGUCAAAUUGAGAUGCAUAUCAUAACUUGCUAUUGCCCUGAUUGGUCAACUAUGUUUAAAGUUUAUAUUUGUUCCCGAUAUUGGUCGCUUCUAUUUUUUGCUAUAAAGAUUCUAAAUGUGAGUGGCGCGUUUCGAUCUGUCUUUUCCCAUCGAUCAUUUUAAUGUUACUCAGCUUGUGGGUUUUUUUGUGUGUCCAUUCACUCUGUCGUUUUCUGUUUUGCUUGAGUUCGUCACUAACGUCUUUAAAGUACAACAGUUUUAAGCGUGUGCGUGAUCCGUUUUCGACUUUAACGAUUUUUAAGUAGGUAGCUAAGAGCAGACCAAUCUCAUGAACAAAUAUUACCUUGUUAACAUGCAAAGUUAAGUAUGUCCGGCAUGGAAUAUUUUUUCGAUAACUCUUAAUUUAUAACAGAUGUUGCAGACUGUUGCACGUUCCUUUAAAAACUGUAAUCUUAGCUUGACCGUUUCAAAAAAUGUCGUUUUAUAGGCAACCACUGAAUGAGUUUCUAUCGAGGACAAUACUUUUUUUGUUCAUAGCAACAGUGGUGCUUUGUAUAUACCAAGGAUACGAAAUUCAGGUGUUACUCAAGCCACAAAUCGACGACAACAACAGCCCCAUCAUCGAGCGAUUACACUCCUUUGAUUCCAGUGAAGUUGAAAGUGCUGUUCACCGACGAAAGAAAAUUUUUAUUGCUUUCUUCUAUUGGGAACAAUUAACAAUGGCAACGAAUAAUCUUCUUCAUCUUUCAGCUCUCGCUGCCCAAGGAGGGCGCCAAGUUGUGGUUCCUUUUGUGAAAGAUUCUUUCUUUCGAGGUGCACCACAGUCGCAGAGAAAACGGCAGAACCAUAAAUUUGGACUUUAUUACGACGUCACUGCACUCAAUGAAUCGCUUCGUUUACACGGCUAUGGAACUUUAAUAAACUGGGAGGGGUUUCAAGACGUCUGCAAGGGAAAACUGGAUGUUUUAGUAUAUUUUCAUUAUAAAAAUCUAACGAACUCCACGAGCAACAACCUUUCUACCUCAUACGAUCCUUGCAAGCUUAACCAGAAACAGGUUUUUCUUGGCAUCAAGAUUGGCAGGAAAAUUUGUGUUAAUGCUCAUGUUUUCGAUUCUGUUCAGAGAUUUGAAGACGAAAUAGUUGAAAAGCUUCCUUGUGUUGGUAUUAUGCGAUGGAGAGGAACAAGCAAAACUGAACCCUUUAGAACGCAUUUUAAUAUUGAGUCAUUAGUAGACAAAGUUCUGUCUUAUCUAGACAUGAGCGCUUUUUUUAGUGCAAAACUUCUUCGCAUAGCUCAAGAUUUUAUAGCGCAGCAUCUCAUUUCAAACUUUAUCUCCGUACAUGUUCGCACAGAACAGAUUUUAGUGUCAGGAGGAAAUAUUUCCACAGUCAAAAGAUGUUUAUUUAAGUUGAGGAAGAGACUUCAGAGUAUUAAUCAAUUAGCAACUGUUCAGAAUCCUCCAGUAUUUUUGGCGGCUGAUUUCACAAAGUUUGGGUCUUCCUCAGCAACUGUGAAACCAGCUCGAAAACAUGCCAAAUCCUUUAUGAAAAUACUACUCCCCUUAAGGCCGAUUGUUUUUCAACCCUCAGAAUACAAGAUUGUUGAUCGAGGAGCAGCGGCCAUCGUGGAAAUGAAUAUUCUUGCAUCAGGAAGGCUCUUAUUUGUUCUCGGAGGUGGGUCAUUUCAACUUUGGAUAACGAAGCAAUUUCUUACCAAGAAUUACAAUGAGCAGAGUAAAGUAGAACCCAUCGUUUGUUAACCGUUUGAAAACAUUAUUCUUAUUUUAAAAAAUGAAUGUAACCUGGUAUCUAAUGACCAGCAAAGAGUAAAAUGUGGAAUUUCAUAUUGGACACUUUCUCUCAAAAGGUGCCAAAGAGUCUAAGCUUACUGGAACGCGUGAGUGAUCUUCCACCUCUAGCGACAUAAUCCCAUGAACAGGCAAAUAUUACCUUAUUGACAUAUAAAGUAUCAUUGCAAUUUUGAUUAGAUGCCGCUUAAAGUAUGUUGUCGCAGUCAAUUCUACAGCGUCUGAUAACUGCACUCUUAAAUUGUGGCUGUGUCCAAAAAAAAUGUCUUUCUAUAGGCAAGCACUGAAGUUCCUUUCAAAAAAAAAACUUCUUUUACUUCUUACAGCAGUGGUACUUUCUAUCUACCUGGGUUAUGAGCGUCGGUAUAAUAGCAGACCUUUAGUUAAGGAUAACAACGGUUUUAUAGAUAUUUACAGGGGACUGCGAUCACCACACAGCAUCACUGAGCGAUUACAGUCCACUUAUGCCGGUGAGGCUGAAAGUUCCGUUUACCGACGUCAAAAACUUUUUCUCGCUUUCUACUAUUGGGAGCAAUUAACAAUGGCAACAAAUAACUUUCUUAAUCUUACAGCCCUCGCUGCCCAAGGAGGUCGCCAAGUUGUUGUUCCAUUUGUGAAAGAUUCUCAUUUUCGCGGUGUACCAACCUCUCAGAGACGCAACCAGACACACAAUACGCUUGCACUUUACUACAACGUUUCUGCACUUAAUGAAACGCUUCAUUUACACGGUUAUGGAACUUUAAUAACCUGGGAAGGUUUUCAAGAUGUUUGUAAAGGAAAAGUGGAUGUUUUGGUGUGUUUUUAUUACACAAAGCUAACAAGCUCCACGACCAACCUCUCUACGUCUUGCGCUCCCUGCAAGCUUAACAACAAAAACGUUUUACUUGGCAUCAAGAUCGGCAGAAGAAUUUGUGUCAACGCUAAUUCCCUCAAUUCAGUUCAGAUAUUUGAAAGCGAAGUAGUUAAAAAUCUACCGUGUGUUGCUAUCAGGGAAUGGAGAGGGAUAACGACAACAAUAACAGCCAAAAGAACACAUUUUGAUAUUGAGUCAAAAUUAGACAAAGUAUUGACGUCUCAAGACAUGAGCGUUUUUUUCAGUGCAAAACUUCUUCGCGUAGCUCGAGAUUUCAUUGCGCAAAAACUCACUUCAAACUUUAUCUCCGUACAUAUUCGCACAGAAAAGAUUUUAUCUGCUGGAGGAAAUAUUUCCGCUAUCAAAAGGUGUUUAUUUAAUUUGAGGAAGAGACUUCAGAAUACUAUUCAAGUAGCAAUUGUUCCUCCUCCAAUAUUUUUGGCUACUGAUUUCACAGCCUUUGGGUCUUCCUCAGAAAAAGCAAUACGAGCUCGGAAAUAUGCCAAAUCCUUCAUUGAAAUACUGCUUCCUCUAAGGCCCAUUGUUUUUCGACCACCAGAAUACAAGAUUGUUGAUGGAGGAGCCGUAGCCAUUGUGGAAAUGAAUAUUUUAGCAUCAGGGAGGCGCUUAUUUGUUCUCGGAGGUGGGUCAUUUCAACUUUGGAUAACGAAUCAGUUUCUUACCAAGAGCAACAAUGAUCGGAGUAAAGUAGAACGCAUCGUUUGUUAACCGCAGACCGCCUUACAGAAAAAUGACAAUGCACAGUGCCCGACUGCUCUCACAUGUCAACGGUUGUGCUAAUAAAAACGUCCGUAAAAUCUGAUUAAGCGUCCUUUAAAACUGUUUUGCUUUCAUGUAAUUGAAAGCAAUUUUUCUUACAAGCGACUUGCUUAUCCGGAUGAUAAUAGACGGUGAGCAGUCGCUUUCUCCAGACAAGUCUCUUUCUCCAGAAUUAGUGCAUGAGGGGAGUGUAUGCGCACGCGAGCAUCGAGCAGCACAUUCUCGUCCCCAGAGCCACUCGGCUUAAUUUGUAACCGACCUCGUUUCCCCACCACGUGACCAAGAAACGACGGGCUCUGGGGACGAGAAUGCGAGCAGCAAAGCCGCGAGGUGCGAGAAACGAGAGAUGCGCAAUCUUUCACACAAUGCUUCUAUGAAAUUUACGCACGAAACUUUCACGCGCAUACGCUGGGAAAUUUACGCGACCUUGCACCCCCUCCCUUCUUCGACACUCAUCAGUUUCGUCUGUUUGCCACCAGUCUUCCUAUAGACUUUCUAUCCAGAGACAGAAAAAUAUAAAGCCAAGCCGGUCGCCUUAACGCAACAGGAUUUUCUAAGGUAUCGUCGUUAAUUAGCUAUAGAAUAAUUUCCAGGUCUGUGAAAACGAACCGGUACUCGUAACAGGAGACAGAGGAGAUAAAGUAGCCUAUACCAAUUUCAGGACUGAAGCACACGUAGCAACUCCGCGGAAACUCAGCAGUGUGGCCAGUACCUUACGCAUGCGCACAACCAUCAUCCUGGCAGUGUCAGCCAUGAACAGCCAAGGACGUUUCGCCCUCAUCGGGGCUCAUCAGGAUGGCAUAGACGUUGGGUCAAUGAACGGGCGAACCCGUCUCUCAAAGACCCUUUACUGUGCGCAUGCGUAAGGUACUGGCCGUAUCGCAAAAUUGAUAUGCAGGUGGCUCAAUUCAAAAUUGGAUGACGACCCAUUUUCUUGCGAAGAAAAAGAAUGAACAGAAGAACGUAGAACGCUUUGUUUGUUGGCCGCAGACAACCGUGAUACAAAGAAGAGCUGGAAUAUUAACUGAAAAUUAAGUUUGCCAAGUUUCAGACCCUUGAUGCUAUUGAGGUCUUGAAAGUGCCGCUUAUCAACAAAAGAAACUUUUCCUUGCUUUAAGUGUAUCGUGCAUCGCAGCACAUGAGGUCGCACAUCGCAAAGAGUCUAAUGUCAAGUUGUAGCGAUAAAAGGAAAAGAAACCCAAAUUUUGUUUGAAAAUUUUUCUAGUUUUUCUCGGUUCUGGUUAAGCGAUUAACUUGAGUACGGAAUACAUAACAAAACCUCCUGUUUGUUUUCUUGCCACUCUAAUUUAAAUUCUUGAAAAUUGCUACAAGCCAACUUAAUUGGAAAAAGCUGAAAAUUUGCACCAGCCACCUUUAUAAUUAAUUAAUUUGGAUAUUAUAUCUACUUUACUGUGCUAAAAUAUUCCUCAUAAUUAAAAGUUAAAAAAAACCAUUGAAAAGGAGACGUUCAACGUUCAACUAUUGCCAUUAUCAGUCAAAAAAUUUGUAUGUUGCAAACACAUAACCUCAAUACAACGCAAAACAAUUUAAUAUCAUUGAAAUGAAUGGUUUACAUAUAAACAAAUGUAGUCUCAGUAUGGAUAUUUGUUCAUCCCAAAAAUGGAUCUACAAGUUUGUCAUAGUAUAAACCAUUGAAGACAAUAACGGAACGUCUAUGACAAUCUUUUUCAGGGGAGAAAAGGAAUGACCGGUUCUUUCGAAAAAAUGAACCGCCGCUUGUGUAGGUGGCCCCCCUUGUCAUAUUAAAUGAACUUUCCCUUAUCAGUCAAAAAAAUUUGUAAUACACAUAACCUCCUAUAUAAUUGAAAUGAAAAUAUCUAUUUUAUUUAUAGAGCAAUGCUGCUUCGUAUCUACCUCAGAGGAAAUGAGAGUCAAGAGAUUACAAGGCCGUUAAUGACGGACAUCAAGAACAGUUCUUUAGGUAUUUACAGGGACCUAAAAUCGCGACACAGCAUCACCGAGCAAUCCCUUAAUACCAGUAAGGUUGAAAGUGCUGUUUACCAACAAAAGAAAAUUUUUUCUCGCUUUCCACUAUUGGGAGCAACUAACGAUGGCAACGAAUAAAUUUCUUCAUCUCACAGCCCUCGCUGUCCAAGGAGGGCGAGAAGUUGUUGUUCCAUUUGUAAAAGAUUCCCAGUUUCUCGGAGUACCGACCUUGCACAGACGCCAGCUAUACAAUACGCUCAGUGGACUUUAUUACAACGUUACUGCUCUAAAUGAAUCGCUUAAGACGUCUGCAAGGGAAAACUGGAUGUUCUGAUAUAUUUUUAUUACUCAAAGCUAUCGAGUUCCACGUACGCUGCUUGCAAUCUUAACCACAAAAAGGUUUUUGUUGACAUCAAGAUUGGGAGAAGAAUUUGUGUUGAUGCUAGUGCCUUUAAAUCAGUUCAAAGAUUUGAAGAAGAAAAAGUUAAGAGGCUCCCGUGUGUUGGUAUUUUUGAAUGGCAAGGAGUAAUUAAAACGAACCCCAAAAGAACACAUUUUGAUAUUGAGUCAAAAGUUGAAAGGCUCCUGUCUUUUCACGACAUGGGCGCUUUCUUUAGUGCAAAACUUCUUCGCGUAGCCCGAGAUUUCAUUGAGCAACAUCUCACUUCAAACUUUAUCUCCGUACACAUUCGCACAGCUGAAAAAUUUUAUGUGCUGGAGGAAAUAUUUCCACAGUCGAGAGGUGUUUUUUUAGAUUGAGGAAGAGACUUCAGAGAAAGGUUUGUGCGUACAUUUCUCAUUUUCAUACUCCACUGUACUAUCUAACUUAUGCCAAAAAACAACAAUGGCCGACUUCGAUAAAAAUCGAUAAUAUCGAUUUGACAUACCAAUUUAGUUUAUCGAUUUUCACCGAUUUCCGUUACCAAUCGAUAAAAUCACUUGAUUGCUACCAUUUUUUAUCGAUACCGAUUUUUAUCGAUUGUCUACUCAAGGUAUAGACAUGCAAUUGGGAUCAUUACACGUUUCUGGAAAACUGCCUACCUACCCCUCCCGAAGCCAACAUCAACACUUACUUCUUACUUAGGGCAAAAUGUUUACUUAGUGCAGGGGUAGGUAGCCUGCGAGCAAGCUCUCCUAUUUGGGCAAGCGAAGCGAGCCUCGCUUCUCUCCUUUCCUCUGCCCCUCGCGGCUUCGCCGCUCGCUCGCGCGUUCUCGCGAGACUCGUUUCACUCGCCCAAAUAGGAGAGCUUGCUCGCAGGCUAAGGUAGGUUAGCCUGUGAACAGGCUCUCUGUUUGCACAGGCUAGGGUAGGUAGGCAGUUUCCCAGAAACGUAUUAUUGUUGUGCAUUGGACUUAAUUCUUCCGUUUAUUCGGCAAAAAUAGCAAGUUUAAGCACCUCUAUGUGCCCACCUCGGAUAGAAGAGUUUCCGUUUCCAGCAGUGCAUCAUCAUAUUAAGAUGGGAAGACCAAUAUCGAAUGUCUCUAACUGUCACGUACACGUAUUCUGGUUGUAUAUGGCAUUUAUUGUCUUUUGAAGAACAGUUGUCUGAAAAAGAUAAGUACUUUGUCGUAUUAGAUUGAGUAGCUACAAUAAGUCUUCUCCUGUCAGAAGAUCAGUUACGUCGAUCUCCGAAUUCAGAGCAAAAACGGUAAUUAUUGAAACAAUUGUACUUUCUUUUUGUUGAUAAGUGUAGCCUUGGGAAUUUUGUUUUAUUGUUCUUAAAGACCUUUAGCCGAGCGGGAUUUUUGCCAACUUUAAAGUCACAAAGCAAGUUCCUACAGAUUCCUUAUUGAAAAGUUAGAAAUAUUUGAAAUUAUCUAGAAUUAUAGUAAUCAGUGGAUUGGAGCUUUGCCUACAUGAGUCAAUCAUGAUGGUCGGUAGACGGGUGUGUUAGAAUUGAUAGGAAAUGGUCAAAAAUACAGGAACUGCGGUGGGGAUGAUCUGAAACCCGAAAUGGGUGAGCAUAUAUACAGGGUACUUCCUAAAAUGGGCGCCUAUAUGGGGAGGCUCCACACGAAAAGGUUUAAGGUUUAUAAAAGGGUAGGGAUUUCACGGAGGGUAAGGAAAUCUGUUAUUUCAGUAUUUAUAAUGCGGCCCUAAAGAGAAGAAGGCGUUUAUAGCUGAGAAGUGGAAAAGUAAUUCCUGGUUUAGCGAUUGAUUCAUAUCUAAAAGGCAUUGAAUUUACAGCAACUAAAAGGGAUGCAGCGUUCAAAAUUAGUAAGAAAGGGGUACCAGUUCAGAGCAUUUCCACUUUUGGAAGUGUUUUCCUAGCCUUGAUUUUUAAGGGGUGGGAUGGGGAUCUUAAUUUUCCGCCUAUUUCAACUCCACCGUGCAGGGAAAAACGUUUGCAAAAAAUUACCACCUACAACUUUAGGACAAUUGGAGAAUUAAUCAAACGAACAAAUAUACACUCUUUUUUACGCGUGCUGUAUCUCACUACUAAUUCGAACCAUGACCUUAAAGAUGUACUGCACCUGUGUACCGUUCUUGCUUUUGUAUGCAUCAAUGAAUGGUCACGAAAUCUUCACUAAUGCGGCUUGGAAAAAUAGCUCGAAAAUGCAAUAGUUUCCUAUGUUCUUCCUGUUAUUUUGUAAAACGAAACCAAUCUCAAGAUAAAAAGAUGUUAAAUUUUGGUUUCCAAACUAGUAUUUGUUUCUAUCAUGAUUUGAGGUUAGUUGGCGCCACCUAAAAUUCGUUUUCCAUGUUGAGCAUACACAAUGAGCCAGACGACAGAAAUAAUUAUGACCAUGUUAGAAAUGAACAAAUAAAAAAAAAAAAAAGAAAUAAAAAUAUUUAGUUUAGGAAAACCUCUAACGCAAGACUUUUCUUUUAAACCUUUUAGAAUUAAUGCUGUUCGAGUUGAGAAGAAAACAAAACAAAACAAGCAUGCAAAUGUGAAAACUUGGACUAUAAUGCAUGCAACUCGCCAUUACUAGUCUUUCUUACUGUUUUAUAAGGUUCUUAAGGUUUUGACUACAAAGAAAAACGUCUUUAAAAAAACAAUUGAAUAAUGUAUAUUGGCAAGGUGAGGUGCUGAAAUGAGCUAUGGUCAUUUUUUGCGAAAAUGUGCAGGGUGAAGUUAACAUAGCGGACAUCGAUAUCGGCCCUUACAGGAAAAUAUGGAAAAGAAUAAAAAAAAGUCACGCAAAAUAGCAGUAGUAUUCCACCUAACGUUUUCAUAUAAAAACCGUUGAAGAUAGUUAGAGGGACGUUAAAUACAUAAUCGCACUGCUAUUGCUAUUACUGUGGCUGGCUUAAUGCUUAAAAAUUUCACAAAAAUUUGAGUAAAUAAACCUCUUAAACACUGGUGUUUUUCCCCUAUUCAUGAAAAGUGUGCAUGACUCGGCUUGUAUCUGACAAUUUUUUGGUCAUCUUCCAACACUGUAUUCGAUUAAAGGACAUUUCUUUUACCAAGGUCACCCGGCCAGCCCAGUAAAUAUAACCUUAAUUAAUCCCUAACAGGUCCUUUACACAUUAUAUAUGUAGCGGAAAAGAGCGAGCGAACAGAACUGGGCUCCCUGUUGCAGGUUCCAACUCCGGAUAGAAAGUGUGACAUUUCACAUUGGUUCUUCGUGGUACGGUAACGUGAGCAACAAAAUUUCUCGGAUGAAAAGAUCACCAAUUUUCUUAGCUAUGGGGCUCCGUUCGUGCGCUCUUCUCCGCGACUGUUAUGUUUAAAAGACCUGUUAGGGAUUAAUUAAGGUUAUAUUUACUAGGCUGGCGAGCCAGAAAGUUCAUCACGUGAUUUACAAAUGCAAUAAGUUUAUUACUUUCGGAAGGAUUUUACUAAACCCGUGAAACAGUAUGUAACAAUUAGUGCCAAAUAGUUAUCACUAAACAGAAGAAAACAAUGAAAUUAGAGAGUAAUUUUCGUCAGUAAAAUCACUUUAACACUAUUUUAUCUAUUAAACUGAUUGUUUUCUUUUUUGUUUACUAGUAACUAUUUGGACCUUUUUUAGAUAUUGUCGAUACUGCUUCACGACGGCUAAGUUAAGUAAAAACACUAAUUGCUUGUGUCAAUCAAAAGUGAAAAUGAUAUGCAAACAGUUCAAAACUCUUACUUAAUAAAAGUACUGUUUUCAUCGGAGAGAUUUAAGCUUAAAUGGCGAGAAAUACAAAAAUUUCAAAAUUCAGUGUUAAAAUUCCACCUCUCCACAUAAUUGCAGGGACAUUGCAUAAAAUAAAUUAAAGGAAAAAUAACUCAUGCACUUGGAUUUUUAUCUGGACAGUUAUGCUUUGGAAUACAUAGGAUAUAUAUUUAUACUUACUUCAAACUUUUAAUCAGUACUCUUCUGAAGAGUGGACGUUUUGCAAUUUGACAAAAUUAUGAACGUAUGACUGGGGUUAUGGGCUCCUCGUGCUCAUGAAUAAUCCUCUAUAAACCUUCGUUAAUAUUGCGUAACGUUUUUCAAAAAAGUUAGUUGCACAACUUAAAUGAACGUAUGUAAUUUAUUACCAAAUAAACCAAGACUAACAAGUGCGAUGAAUAAUUUUACCAUGAUGGAACUAAACAAUUUAAAGAAAAUAAACUGAAAAUAACAAAACAUGUUUAUAGAUUUCAUGAUAUUAUGAACCUUGAGGGAUGCACAAGAGCAGGAAAUUAAUAUUCAUAUGUUCCUGCCAGAACGGCGCCAACGGUUAAAGGGCCCUCGUGUUUAAUAACGUUUUCACGAGCUCACGAGAGCUAAUAAAAAUCGAGCAAACCAACUGAAAUAUUAUGUAGGACAUUUCUUUAACAGCUGAGCCAACAGAACUUUUAAAAAUCUACCUAGUUGUCAAGACACGCCCCUAUAACUCCCACAGUAAACCAAACAUUGAGACCUUUGGUUUUAAAUCUUCGUUUUAAGAUCAGAAAACCUGUAACUGAAAAAGGGUAAAUUUGAGAAAGAACAACUGUAUGCAUGUCGUGGAACUUAGUUUUGGACCUUUGACUGCUUGUUGUUAACGGUGAGAGAAUUCAAGUUUUUAGUUUGAAAAAGGGUAAUUCUAAAAUUAUAUAUAUUUUCAGCAGACGAAGUUUCAUUAAACAAUUACUGAGUUUGACCGAGGGUAUCAGUUAUAAGUCGCCUGAGGAAUAAUUCGAAAAUUUUGCGAACUUAACAUAAAUAUCUCCAUAUCAAGGCAUAGAUUUUCGCGAAAUAGAUUGGAUUGACCAAAAAAAGGGAAUAUUUGUUUUACUCAUCUCUGAUUCUCAAAAUAUAAAGUUAUAACUGGAUAAUUUCCGAUGAAAAGUGAAGUUUUCCCUGAUCCAAAAAUAGGUCGAACAUUUCCGACAUUUUUAAUGAGUGAGAGAUGGAGUGUUUAGAUAAGAGAGAAAAAAGACACGUUCGGAUACUGUAAAAAUGACUAAGACUGGUUCCAUUUAUUACUUCACUAUCCUAUUUGUUUAUUCUUGCAUUUAACUGUCAAGCGUCCAAACGUCUUUGCCAUUUCUUUUAACCGAUUUAAACUUAAUGCUCUUCCCACUCGAGAUAAAUUAAUUCAGGAACGUGAGUUGCCUUUCAUUCAGAUAAGAUUCCAUUGUUAUCCAAAUCAGGCGUCUUUGCAUAUUUUAACCAGCACAUGGUCGAUGUGCUAAGUCUGUUCGUGGAGCAUGAAAGCAAAUAUUCGAGGAUUUUUCAAAGACAUUUAACAGGAAUAUGAUGCCUCAAUGAUCACCAAAAACACGAGUGUUUCUGCGUUUAAGAAGACAGAGCAGAAAAAAAGAACUCUCUCAUUUAACGUGGGAUCACAAUUUCGAGUUUGCUUCUACCUGUUUGCUUGUGUGGACACCGACUUCAUCAACACCUACGAAAAGUCAAAGGGGAAGGUUUGAACCAUUAUCUUUAAUCUUUUUUUGAUUUUCUGACUUUUUAGGCAUCUUUGAUAAUGUACGCAUAAUUCGUGAAGUAGAAAACUCCGGAUGAUGUGAAAGUCAGUUAAACCUCUGUUCUUUAAGAGUAUUAAAAAUCUGCGUUCAUUCAUGCAACCAGACAUAAAACUACAAUGGGUGUUUCGUUGAGUAGCGUGGUGCCCGAACAUGUUUUUCCUUAUCAAUAUCUCCCACCUCAAAUGUCAUUUACGGAAUGCUAUUCCGGUAAAAUGAUUGCGUCAUACGUAUUAUACCGGCCCGGGAUUGGCGUGUGGAAGAAUUAUUGCACACUCAGAAGAACGCUAUUACGUUUCAGGUCUUUUAAAUAAGUUCAAUCGAAUCAUCUGAAAGAGCCUGAUCAAAAUUUCGGCAGUAAAACUGCGAAUUUGCCAUAUUUCGGAGGUUGAACCACGACUUGUCGAGCGAUAGAGUCGUAUUUUUUGGUAGGAUUUCUAAUAUUCCGGUAAAGCACGUGACAGCUCACUGAUUAGCCACGUUCCAAUUCUAGCAAGCAGUCUCAUUGCGGUGUCUCGCUGUAAAUUUGUUAUAAAGGUACGUAUCUUGUUCUAUUAACACUUACUUAAACCUAGAUCAUCUAUAAAGUUAUCUUUGACUUGAUCUUUUUCUAUAAAUAGCUCCUAACCGCUUUACUUUUCAUUCAUCUCGGAAUACAUGUCUUCUGUCAUUCAGUUGAUUUAGAACCCGCGUGGAAUAAAACGCUUAAACCUUAAACAUUUCCGUAGAAAAUGUUAAUGUUUUAUUCGGUAAAUAUCUCUCAAACCAAUCCGCUCAAGGCAUUUAAUUCUACUUCGUUGUAAGGAGUAUGAAACAGAUGAAAGCUGAUUGAAAGUUGAUGUUUGACUUCCUGGGACCUAUUUAAGCCCUAGAUUUGUAUUGUACAAUCAUAAUUUAAGCAUAACCUUAUAUGUCAAGACAUAUAAUAAGAAAUAUUUUGAGGUAGGAUAGUUAAGUUUUAUUUAAAUAUCUCAAGCUUCUUUAAAACUUUUCUUUCGAUUUAUGGGGCUAAAUUAUUUAAUGGUUUAAUGGUGUUUUAUUUUAUUACUAUUUUGCUAUUGACGGUUUAAAUCUUCUACGGAAAUGUACCUGAAAUUUUAACUGUACCUGGGAAGUUGAACUAAAAAUACCAAAAAACUGCCGGAGUGAUAUUUUUUUAAUGACAGCUUCCUCAGGGGUAAUGUAAUUUCAGCUUUGGCCAUGAAUCAGUGGAAUCUGAAAGGGAACAUCCUCUUUCUUGCUUCACUUUUUUUCAACACCGAUGUUGAUAAUAUACAUUUUAAUACUACGUGUGCUGUGAUGUGAUUAUAUAGCCGUACAUUGCAAUUCAUGAAUAAUUAUGCGUUAUAAAUCUGUUUAUUAAGGUCAACUGGCAGGUAGCAUGAUUUACUACUACCUUGAGCCUUACACUACAGCAGAUUCACUGAUUAUUGUGUUCCCAAUUAGCUGCAAAGCUAAAGACAUUUACACUAAAAUAAAGUUUUCAUUCAUGCUGAGGAAGUUGUCAGCGCUGAUAGGGUACUACUAAAAAAAUGUUGUUGUCCCCGUUUUAAGUCAAGUCGUAACUAAAAUUCCAGCUAGCAGCAUGGUCAAUUUGAAACAGUGAAAAGAUGUCAACAAAGUUGUCCCAAAGACAGUGUAGACAUGUUUAAUGUCAUGUCUCAGGGGCCCCACUCACAUAUUUUAAUGAGUCCGAAGGAGUUAUGGUAAAAUUUUUUUUUUUGUUGCGAAAACAACAGGGAUUUUUUUGGGUACUAGCAUUUUCAUCAUGGUCAAUUUUUGAAAAACAGUGACAUAAGAUAGAUUAAUCAUAAAAUUUGCUGAUGCAAAAACACUGUGGGAUUUUUGACAAAAAAAGUAGUGUAGACAAAUUCUGAAGUUGAUUUUUGAAAAAUGUCCUCUGUCGGACCCCCCCUCAUUAAAAUAUGAGGCUAGUGGUCACAAACUUCCCUUCCCUGGCUUUUAUGAGCAUGAUGCCCAGUUACUUUCAUAGGAAUCAAAACGAAAACAGGAUCAGAACAAAUUCCUACCCAUUCAAUUGCCUGCCUACUAAUUAACAAUUAUUCCACGAGGGCUUGUUGGCUAUGAGAUGGUACAAAGCCAAUGAGGGGCCUAGCGCCAAUUUGGCUUUACUCAUCUCAUAUCCAACAUUUGAGCGAGUGGAAAAAUAAUAUUAUUUCAUUUAUUGUUUUAUUCAAAACACCCACAAAAUAUCAAGAAUUCUUCCCGACUUCAUUUGUAAAAACAACUGAUUUUCAGCUUGUUUUUAAUUUUGAGCAGUCACAUGCAGUUACCAUUUAUGGAGAGCACGGUAUAAUGGCUCAUACCAUGAUGGCUAAGCCAAUCAGAGCUCUAGAAACGAAUUAUCCUAUGAUUCAGUUUUUAAUAAUACCCAUAUACAUGACAACGUGAAAUUUUAGUGACUGCCCCAGGGUACACUAGUAAAGCACUAACAAGGAUACCAGGCCUCUUCCCCUUCAGGGCCCACAGAGCGGAUUUUCAAGGGGGGGGCGGGGGGGCGCUAAUGCGAACGCGUAAGUGUGAGCAAACUAUGGGGGUCAGGGGGCAUGCUCUCCUGGGAAAAUUUCAAAUUUAAGUCUUCUGAAAUGGCUAUAAAUGGAUCUAAAACUGCCAAUUGUAAUAUAAAUUUGUAAAUGUUACAUCAGAUCUUAAAACAACAAGUUACAACCUGGCCCCCACGUUAGACCAAAAUUUAAAUGAAUAGACUUUGAAGCUAAACCCAACACAUGAUAUCGAUGAGCAUCACUUGCACAUUUUUAAGUCGGAUUCUCUGAAGGUGCCAAAGUUGCCUUUCCAAUUUUCAUUAUAUAAGAGCUACAGACUCACUGGUAACAGCUGCAAGACAAAGUUUGUCUGUUCUCUGUUUGUGGGUGUUCAGUAUCGUCAGAUUUCUUAACCUUGUUUGUGUGGUAAGUGACAGAUCUGAGUAACCAAAGUAAAAAAAAUAUUUUACCAUCCGAGAAAGUGGGGAAGCCCCACCCCCCUCACAGUCCCUGCACUAUGUGAAACGACGGGCAUUAAAAUUCAGACUGAGGGAAUAUUCACCCACUAUAUAAGUGGCCCUCUUCUCCUUUAUCUAGUUGUAAAAAACACAUGAAAGGCAGUAAUUGCAUCAUGUAGUUGAUGUCUUUAGAUAUAGUGGUCUUUAAGGUUUGUUAGAAACAUAUUAAUGUAUAAUGCAUUUUACCAAACCUUGACCUUUUUGUGUCAAAACAAGUUCCACCCCCAAUUAUGCUCCCCCCUUUUUCUGGCUCUUUAUUUCACCAGAACCCUUAAGAAAAUUGAGGACUUAACCUCUCUUUUAUAGAUAAAAACUUUCUGCACCCUUUUUGACAGUAGGGGAAUCUACUUUGGCAUAUUUGUUUGCAAAAUGGAAAAACUCCAUUUUCUGGACAGUAGUGUAGUAACAGAUAAAUAAACAACAGGCUAUGCUUUUGAUUGCUUUCAAAGGUUAUAUGCAUGAAAUAAUAUUGACUACUCUUUAGCGUGUCAGUUCAAUACCUGUCAACCUUUUGUUUUAAAAAAAUUAUUUUGGAAAAGUCAAAAUGUUCUUGUAGUUCUUAUGAAUAUUUACUUUUUACUACUUAUAUGUUUUUCUUUCUCAGAGUCUUUAUAGAGCAGAACUGACAUGAUUUCUAACAUCAUACAGGAUGUUCUCUCUGUUACCAAAAAUUUCUCACACAAUUCAUGGAUUAUAUUGUGACAAAUGGAAAGUUAUUAUAUUUUUAUAACCAAAAUACUGUAUUUCUGGAAAAAUUAGUGGUGAUGUAAUGACAGAAUUAAGUUGCAAGAGCUAGGCCAGCCAGUGGGGCAAAAUUAUAAUAAGUUAAGCACAUGGUUUAUCAGAACUCUUCAUGAUAAACCUUUUUUUUUCUCUGUUGUAGUUGUUUCUCAAAUAAUUCCAUAAGACUUUAAAUCUCCUCUGAGAUAAAAAUCUGCAAUUCCAACGUCACUUAGAACUUCCAGGAGAAUGACCUCGGUAAUUUUGUCUCGUAUGUUUGCACUUCAGCAGUUACUUUGAAAACCAAUUUCCUUAGCAUAACGUGAAUGUGUUUUGAAAUGAACUAUCACAUCAAAGAAUGUCGCUGAUUCAUCGUUUUUUGUAAUAGAUGUGACAUCAUCUAUAAACAUGGAUGCUGUUGUCGGUCGAGAAAACGCAGCAAUUUACUGGUUUAGCUUGCAUUUGGCCUGGUUUUGUACAAUGUUCCAUUGUCGAUUUACAAGGCCUUUGCAUUUUUGAAUGGUUCAUAUUUUUUAUUUUGUUUUUCACGAUGUAGUUGUUUGUUUUCGAGCACGUGUUUUGCAUCAAAACAACUGAUAGUGAAUGAAAUACAUUUCUGGGUGCGUUUCAAGAAAUUCAAUUUUGGUGGUCUAGCUAUGACUUGGCUAAAAAAGACAAAAAUCGAAUAGUAUCGUAUGUAAAAAGAUUUAUGGUAUGAAAUUCAGGAAGCUAUAAAAAUUGCAUGAGCUUCAAUCAAGUUCGGCUUGUAGAUCUCUAAAGUUUGUUAUGCAGCUUACAUUUGUUUACAUCUUGCACGUUUUCACGCUUUUCACACAUUCCGGUCCCCGAGGAAUUGACGAAAACAUACCGGAAAUACCAAACGAAACCGUCAUCUUAAUAUUUCGGUUUUUGAUUGGUCAGGUUCAGGUCACAUGAUUAAGAUUUCACCUUAUUUGGCAUUUAGCCAUCACGUUUGGCAAUUUUCCCGCGCAACCGACGACGAUCUUGCAUAAACAACAAAAAUACAGAGUAAUCAGUGUAUGGUAUCUCUGCUACGGAAAUAGCAGCUAAAUGUGGUUUAUCUCUUCUUUUCAAUCUUAGAACACGUUUUCCUCAAGAGGUCUUGGAUAUGGCAAGAUUCAGAAGGAGUUUUAUUGGGAUUUUGCUCUGUUUAUCGGCUUCUUUGGGAUAUUUUAAAACAAUAGGUAAGGAUGUUUCGCCUAUGCGGGGCGCUUGUUUUGUCGAGUUGUGAUUUUGUUAGUUGGGCAAAGAAGGGGUUUUAACAAUCUCGAUUUCCUUUUUUUCCCACAUAUUCACUGCACUUUUCUUUAUUUUGUUGACUUUAAUUCACUGUUUUGUUGUAGAGGUUUUGAGAACUGGGGAAAGAAAUUUAAAGGAGAGAGUUUGAUGUCAAAGCGUACCAUAUUCAAAACACAUUGCCCGGAACACAUCCUUAGUAAUCUUGUCUUCAUAGUAUCUCAAAAUCGCCCUGAUUAACGUUUAAAACUACCAAAGUAACAAAAUUAGUUUUCAUAGUUCACUGUACCUAGAUUUUAGCAAAUCAAGAAGAUUCGUUGCAGUCAAUUCACUUGCGUGGUGUGCAGCUCUUCAAUCUUGUUGUUCUAAAUAUGAAGCUUAAAUAAUCGACGACAUUACAUUUGAUUUCAGGUUUUCAGUGCCACAAAGAUCAGAUUCCUUGUGGCAAUAUUACUUGCAUCCCCCAAAAUUGGCGUUGUGACGGUGAUGCUGAUUGCGCGGAUGGUUCGGACGAACAAAACUGUCGUAAGUAGUAUUUCCAUUCCUUACUACUAUGAUGUGCGUACUGGUAACCCGUUUGUUUUGUGGUGCAACACAUUGCGUUAAGCGUUCGUGUUUUAUUUAAUCUUUCUUCUUCCCAUUAACUGCGUGUCGCUUUAUUAUUCGAAGUACCCCUCCUAUGUUCAGCGUAUAUGUAUAACACAGUAAAUUUUACGACUUUUCGAAGCAAGCAAAAGAACGCAAUUUAUGUUGUACGGGACCAUUCGCGAAACGACCGUCGUGUUCGUGAAUAGCUCCGUCGUGGAAAAACCUAAAUGACUGAAAAUCGCUCUAAACAAAUCUUUAUUGGGAAAGAAUAUGGAUCUAAGUGUUUUGGGAUUGACCAAGGAAAUAAAAUUUAGACUUUAAGCUUUCGUGCUCACAGAGAACGAGAUAAAACUCGAACAGUACGGAUUUUCAAACAACAUCAAUGUUGAGUCUGUGAUUUUGUUUGCCGUGGAAUUCAUAGGAUUUUUUAUUAUGAUCUCACUCGAAGUUUUCUGAUUAUUUUGAAAGAAUUUGUGAUGAAUCUCGGAUAGUGAAAUUCGCCUGUAAUUAAAGUAGGGAAUUUUAAGUAAUUUUUAGUUGUCUAAAACUAGCUUGUUUUUGUUCGUCAUAUUCGCCUGGUUAUUUGCAUACAAGACGUAAGCUUAGGCGGAACAUCACGCAUUUCUUGUUGUUCAUUGGCUGGCAUACUGAAAACACUGGUAAUACUACGGCUAUUUGUUUAUUUUGCCUUCACCCAAUGGGAUCUAUUUUCUCACGCGUAGUGUGGUUUUGUGCAAAACCCGGGACAAAAGCUUCACCGUCGUAUUCGCUAGUAGCUUCCCGACGCAAAUUUGCUUUGCGCGACGCAUGUUUUCGCUUGAUAAUAGUUGUCAGGGAGACUAAAAGCGGUUGGAAAUUGUUAUAAUAAUAAUGGAAAGAUAAGUGCGAAUGCUCCAAACUCCUUUAUUUAAGACGUUUUUAAGUUAGGAAACUCGAGUUAUUUGGAGUCUCACUAGACCAGAAGACGUUGUCUGGGAAAUAUAGACAGAAAAAUCUGCUCUGGUUGUCAACUCCAGGCUGAAAAAUUACAGUGAAGUUCAUGUAAAUUUGACAACAUUUCAGUCUUCCCCUAAAGCGAAUUGGAGUUUAAAGUAGCUUGAUAAUUAUUUUUGUGCUUACCAGCAAAGUUGUGAUUCUUUAAUCACCAACUAUAUUGUUAAACCUGAUUUUUACGCAAGUGUCGCCAUGAUAUUACUCCUGUCUCAGGAAAGCGGGUACUGCAUAGCUUAGAAUUUAGUUUCUUUUUUGCAAGUAAAAACAAACCCAUACAGGCACAGACUUAAACAAACAUUAUUGUUCUUUGAUAAAACUGUUGUUACUCUUAUAAGCCCCUUAUGUUCUCACAUGUUACGACAAGUAUUUUUGUGGGCUAUUCUUCUUUAAUUUUUGGUGGAUUCCAUGUUAAGCUAUCUGGGGUGAAAAUUGAGGAAAAAGUACUUAACAAUCAUAAAAUUGAAUAUUUGACUUUUUUUGACCUUGUGUUACCAAAGGUGUAGAGAUGAUCUCAGUGUGUUAUCAUAUUUUUCAGCGGAGAAAAGUUGUGAUCCACGUAAUUUCUUCAGAUGCAAAGUUUCUGGUCGCUGUAUCCCAAAGAGAUGGGUCUGUGAUUCAGAUGAUGAUUGUGGUGACAACUCUGAUGAGAAGAAUUGUUGUAAGUAAAUAAAGUGAACUACUUUGACUUUCACUCUUAAUAGUGCUUCAAGUCAAGACAGACAAAAGAUUUGGACUUUUUAUUCCUAACUGUUCAUAAUUUAUAUUCAUCAAAACUUUCAUUCUCGGUCAACUGGGUCAGUUUUAUUGGCAUUAAGAAGAAGACGAACCAUAACUCCAAACACAGGAACAUUUUGAUUAAGUUUUUAUGCUUACAGUGGAAGCUCUAGUAAGCAGACACACUCAUGGGAGAUGUAAGGGUUACAUGGCCACUUGUGGGAACUUGCCCAAUGACAAAUAAACAUUGGAAAUGCAAAAAACCGUUUGGUACUGUUGUUCCGAUAAUGGUGCAAUUCAGUAACAUGAAUAAAAUAGGCCACCUUCAGGAUGACGUCAUUUGAGUACAAUUACCAGAAUCCAUCUUGUUUAUGCUUUCUUAUUCAAAUUUGCCAGUCCCGUUGAGGUGUAAGAAACAGUAGCCCUAAUUUGCAUAAGAAAAGAACAAACUGAAGAAUUCUGGUAGUUGUAGUAAUAAAAAUAACGUCAUCAUGCAAGUUAUUGUCCUAUUCAAGUGGUGUUUUGAAGUGUAACCGGACAAAUCUGAAAUCUACAACUGCUAAUUGCAUUGAUCAACUUUCAAAUAAUAAAUUAAUUGAUGGAAUCUUGGAGGUUACUCUUGACCUGGCAUGACUGUGACGACAGCUCUGUAUGCUGGACAUGGUAGGUAACUUUUUUACAGUGCAACUUCUUGAACUGGGGCACUUUGAAGAAGAUUAUCCAAUCACAACUUUUUUUGAAAACAAAAGAUUCUCAAGUUUUUUGCAAAUGAACCUGACUUUGAGAGCUGCUUCUAUACCUGCCAACUCUCACGCCUUAGGCGUGAAUCUCACGUCUGCGGGUUGAAAACUUCGAUCUCACGCCGGCUCACGCUUGCGGGCCAAUUUCUCACGCCUGAUUGAAAAUUGUGAGUUGUUGCCAUCUUGCUUGACACAAUUUCCAAAAAUAUGUUAACUCAGACCCAUGUAAGGAACGAAAACCAUGUGUAAAAUGAAUAAAUGACAAUACCUUCCUCGCGAUCUCUGAUUUUUGAAGUGAAAAGCACUGGGAGCGAGCUGGCAUUUAUAUGCAUCCUAAGACUGGGACUGAGAAAUGCGAGGGCUGUUUCCGCUUUCGGCAGACUUCGGACGUCUUCGGAAGACUUCGGACUUCUUCGGGAAUCUUCGGAAAUGAUCAUGUGGUCUUCAAAAAUCCCAGCACUCCCAGGAUAAAAAUCUCACGCUUAUAUCUCAGAAAAAGUUGGCAGGUAUAUGCUUCCUGCCAGGUCAGGUAAGUUCACACGGUUUUAAAGUUUUCAAUGGUUGGAUAGUUGAACCUUGAAUUUUAUUGAUCCGUUUGCAAAAAAACUUGUGAAUCUUUUGUUUUUAAAAAAAGGUCAUGAUUGGAUAAUCUUCUUACAAGUACCCCGGUUCGAGUAGUCGCACUGUAAUUGUUCACAUACAUGUACAAAUGUAAGCUUUUAUUUCUUUUAAUUUGUAGUUCAAAGAGAAUGUACGUCAGCUGAGUUUGCGUGUAGUAAUGGACAAUGUCUUCCAUUAAAAUGGAAGUGUGAUCGAGACAAAGAUUGCCGUGAUGGUGGUGAUGAGGAAGGAUGUGGUAAGGGUGUCGUGAUAAACUUUUCACCAGGCGUAUGAGAGGAUGACUGAAACCUAUUUCUAACAAAAAAAAUUAAAACAGUGUCUGAAACUAAAAUGUUCAUCUGAUUUUAUAAAAUUUUUAGUAAAUUCAGAAAAUGGUCAGUUAAAGAAAGAUUCUUUGAAAAUAAAAUACAUAGAAACAUAAACACAGGUAGGAGCUUGAAAAAUAUCAUAUUUUGUGAACUUAUUUAUGUGCCUUGUAAUCGUGUAAAAAUUUGAAAUAAAAAUACCCCAAAAUCAAAUUAUUCAAAGUGCAAAAGCAACAGUGAAAACAGUUAGGAUACUUGAUCAUGAACAUGUGAUUUUAUGCAAUUCAAUUUGUUUAAGCCAUCCUCAUUCUUAAAACAGUUAAUAAUAUAUAAAAUGUGCUUUGUAAAAGGGAUGAAGUUGCAUGAUUUGCUUGGAAAUCCAAGUUUUCCAAAAAAACUGUUAUAAUACACAUUAGUGGAAAUAUUCAUUUUUUAUCUCAGGUAAUUUUUGUUUUUCUUUUGUUUUUGGGUAUGGUAAUGUAUGCUAAUGAAAUUGAAACAAAGGAAAAAUAAAAAUUACCUGGGAUAAAAAAUUAACUACAACAGAAAUAUUCAUAUUUUACAGGACAGUCACUAAAUUUGAGGGAGCGAAAUGGGAAAAUUAACCAGAGAUAUAGAGCGAUUUUCACAUGACGUUGAAAUGAAAACGUGCGAACAAAACAGAAACAACAAAUGAACACUUAAAGAGUGAUUUGAGUGGUUUAUCGAACUGACACAAGCGCAUGUGGCUUUUGGUUGGUUAAGCGAACACUCGGGUGAAAAAACUUCAAGUCCGAGAAGUUCUAAAAAUCAAUCAAUACCGUGCUUUGAUGUUAUACUGCAACAAGAUUGGCCAGUUGAACAAUGCAGCGUGCAAAGAAAGUAAUGUCCCAUAGCCUGUGGCUAGUGGAUUUUGCUAUCGGGCUAGUGAAUUCUGUUGUUAACUUGCCCGAUGGGCAAGUGAUGUUUUUUGAGCAAUUCGAAUAACAGAAGAACUAUGAAAUCAAUCCUGCUCGUCAAAAAGUGUCUGGGGCUAGUUGAAAUGACGUCUGGGCUAGUAAAUUCUAGCUUCAUCUUGCCCCAAUGGUGAGCUGUAAAAUGAUUUUCUUUGCACCCUGACAUUGCCUUCUCUACAUAAGGGUUUUCUUUGGCAGGAAAACAAAGAGUCCAUGUUUUGAUCUUUUCAUCCAUUGCCUUGGCUGAUAAAACAAGAAAUGAACACUUACCAAAAUCAUUUUUCAAAACUUACGAAGAUCGCUCUUUCGUGUGUUUGCGUUGUGUAAUUAGCAUGUUUCUGCUAGUAAAGUAGCAAGACAAGUUAAAGACAGCUCUUAUUUUCUUAUUUUAGACUCUUGCUAAAAAAGCUACUAUUGCGAGACGGAUUUCCAGGCAUAAUCGUCACAUAAUUAUGCAACAUGUUUCUGUUUACGUUAAUGUUGCAAUCAGUAUAUUUUUGCAUAAACUUAAUUUACAAAUAGUGCAAGCAUGCUUCAUGUGUAACUACCCAAUUAUAAAUGUAAUUUUUCUACCUUUGAAAAUAGAUUGAGUCUUGUGGUUUUAAAGUAGUUUUUGAAAGUGCUUGUUGUCUUAAUUUUUUGCAUAAUAGAUUGAAAAAAAUUAUUAUUUGUAUGAAAACUGACUUUUUGUUUUAUGUUGUCUGAGUUGCAAGGUGUAAAAAAGUGAUCUUCUUUCUCGACAUAUGUUGCUUUUUAUCAUGUUUAAGUUUUUGCUCAGGUAACAUUGAAAAAACUUCAUCUUGUAGUUAAAUUACAAUAAUCUCUCUUUGAUCUUUAUUAGAUAAAGCAUAAAAUCUUUAAAUUUUAAACUUUAAAUUGUUCCCUAAUUACCUCUCUAUGUCUGGUGUUUUUUUCUUGCAUUAAUGUGUUGUUUUCAUUUUUGUUCUAUUUCAACUAUUCUCUGAACAAAAGGAACAAUUUCUCCAGGUAAUAUCACUUGCAAUCCAGACCAGUUUACAUGUGCAAAUGGCAAAUGCAUUUCUCGAGCAUGGCGCUGUGAUCAUGAAGAUGAUUGUGGUGAUAGAUCAGAUGAACGGAAUUGCCGUAAGUUUGCUUGCCUAAAAAUAUUUAUUUAGCCCAGUGCUCAGUGUGGGCAACAUAGUAUGUCUAUGAAAAAUUAAGAUUUCCUAGUACCCCAAGAGCACAGCCCCGAGUUAACAACACGAUCCAACUGAAACAUCUGGGCCCAGUUGUUUAGAGUCUGAUAAGUGCUAACCUGGGGUCAAAUUUUAAUACAUUUAAAUGCAAUUUAAAGGAGUUAACAACUAAGAGUGCCUCAAGUGCCUGAGGUCAGCGGUCUUUGGCAUGCGCAUGCCUAGUAGCUGGCUACAUCGAUCAAGCGAUUCAUUGAUGCAUUUCAGUUUUCCUUCAUGCUAGGUUCUGUCAGCCAUUUUCUUCCGGGUUUCUUUUUCUCUUGUUCAGACACAUUUUCUGGGAUAGUUUUCUCCAAUUCUUUGUAAAGUACAUGAUGAACAAAUUGUGAACAAAGCGAAUUUGCUUUUUUAACUUUUAUAUCUGAUCUUGAAAGUCCCCCCCUCCCCCCCAUCCCUGGGUUAGCUUAAUCCAGCUUUGAACAAUCCAUCCCAGACUGUAUAAAUGCAUUUUUAGUCACAAAAGUUUCCAAGAUAUUUUUGUUCAGAAUAAUGCAGUGUGUUGGUUAUUCAUUAGUGUGAACCAUUUCAAAAAUUCUUGGCUUGCAAGGUAAGUGAUUCAAGUUGGCUCUAACCUUCUUUCUUAAUAUUUUUCAAUAGCUAAUAAGACAUGUACCCCAGAUCAGUUUACAUGCAGAAACAAAAAAUGCAUUAAGAAGAAUUGGACAUGUGAUGGUGACAAUGACUGCGGUGACAGCUCCGAUGAAGACGAUUGUCCCGUUACAAGUCCUACUUGUAAAAGUUCAGAGAAACUCUGUGAGGAUGGUCGCCAGUGUAUCCAUACCAGCUGGGUUUGUGAUGGUGAAGCUGAUUGUAACGAUGGUUCUGAUGAGAAAGGCUGCAACAGUAAGUACAUCUUGUCUGUUUAUAGUAGUGGUGUGUUAAUCAUCGAGUAUGAUCGACCAUUGAUCAAAAUCUUUAUGCAUUUUGAUAACCAAUUAUGGAAAAUUUUGAAUUUUCUCAUGUCACUGGAAAAAAUAAAAUUUCCUGUUGGUAAAUAAACAGAGUAAAACUUGUGUGUCUUUAAGGUUUUGAACACUAGGAGGGCAACUGGGUUUCACACUGAGGCAAAUAAUUAUGGAAAGGCCCUUGUGCAGCGGGGGGGGGGGGUGGUCUUGCCAAGGUCUGGGGACAUGCUUUGCUGGAAAAUAUUGAAAUUCUACAUUUGCAGAGAUUUGUUUUCCUGCAUUCUGAAGUUUGAGACAAUCUCUUUCAACUGCCAAAAAAAGAUAACUUUUCUACACAAUUUAAUCAUGAUUUGGAUACCUGCUCUAAGAUAAAAAUAGAUGGACUCCUUAUAAAGAGAUUUUCUGAUUAUAAUCAUUUGAUGAAUAUUCAGGUAGGUCAAUCUGAUUCUUUCUGAUGAUCAACUAUGACAUCUUAGGAGAUAUCCAAUGCUAGUAUGCAGCAUAGAACAGCAAGGGCUUCGCCCCUGAUGAAUAUAGGGUGGAAAGUCUUUAGGAAAUGUUCACCUUAAAACAUGUGGUUGGUCUUGUUUUUUAACAGAUUUCAAUUGCAGUGCUAAUCUUUUCACCUGUAACAAUGGAAGAUGUAUAGACAAUAGCAAGGUUUGCGAUGGCAAUGAUGAUUGCAACGAUAGAUCAGAUGAGCUGAAAUGCCGUAAGUGACGUGAUAUGUACCUAUUGUUCAGUGUAUAUGUAAGGUGAUGGUCACUGCAAUUAUUCUCCUUAACUGUACAGCACCAUUAAAUUGUUAUGAAAGCUUGAGAUUCACACAAAAUGUUAUUCCUUUUUCCCUGAAAAUUUUCUGUACAUUAUGUGCCUUAUUCUGUACAAAAGAAAUCUUUUUACAGUUUAUCUCGUCUUGAAAAAGGAAAAUUUAACUGUAAUAUUAGUCUCAAAAUCACAUAUCAUUUUAAUUUCCUGUAUUAUGCAGCUGAUAAACCAGGUUCACCGUGCAAGGAAGGUGAAUUCCAAUGUGGUGGUUCUAAACAGUGUAUUCCUGAGAGUAAAGUUUGUGAUGCCCACAAAGAUUGCACAAAUGGUGAAGAUGAACCCGCUUCUUGUGGUGAGUGUUGCUUAGAUGCCCUGGGGGUGGGUUUGUUUCGCUAGGAACUAAAACCUUUUGCCUGAGGCAUGUUUAGCUGCAUUUCAAACCUAUUCUGACUUUAGGCACCAAAAUUCCCUAUCCUAUCCUAUCCCAUAAACCAGAAACUCCAGUUCUUCACACGAGUUUUCAAUUUCAUUUACUAUAAAAGUGAUACCAAGCUUUAAGUAAAUCUAAUAAAACAAUAAUAUUGUCGAUAAUCCAAUUGUAAAGAAAGGAAAGAUGGCUAUAAAUUUGGAGAAAAAGAACCAUGACUAUUCAUGAGGUCUUUAUAAACAAAAUUGGUAACGUUCACCCUGAGAAUAACAGAUACUAUGACUCAAAAUGGCUGGCAAAAUUGUUUUGGGAUGGCAACUCGGUGAAUUCUUUUUGAACUGAUAGCUUGAGCUAUUCGAGCAGCUGACAGUUUUUUUGAAAGGUAUAGCUCAAGGUUGUUCAAAUGGCCGACAGUUCUGUCCAAUGGAUGCCUAUUCCAAUCAAACAGUUGAUGAACGGCUAUCCUUUCAAAUUAACAGCAAACUUUAAGGAACAUUUUCGCGUGAGGGGUCACACUUGUCUCUGUGUUUGUUUUUUAGGUUUUAAUGAAUGCUUGAAUUACAAUGGCCACUGUCAACAGAUUUGUAAUGACACCAAGACAUCAUACUUCUGCUCCUGUCUCCCAGGAUAUGAGGUAGACAAGGAAGACCCAAAAGGAUGCCAAGGUAAGUGAACCCUUAUUGUAGUACACUGCCAAGCAGCAUAGCCUAAAAUGUGUAAUCAGAGACUUCAAGUGGAAGAUUGUGCCUUUUUGGCAAGUUAGGCAGGAAAGGCUGGGGUAUCAACCCUUGGUGAGGUUGUCAUAGUUACCUCCCCUCCUCUCAGUUCUAAAAAAACUCUUAAAUUCUAGCUGUCCUUUAGGCAAGCAUCUCUAUGUUUUGCUCUCCCAGGGCAACCACCUGCUUGUCUGAGCAUGUGAUUUAGUUGGAGGAUGACUUGCCCAAGCUUACUUGCCAUUGGGCAAGUAAGAUUCAACAGUUACUUGCCAAGCAAGAAAAACUACUUGUCGACAGGACAGGAAUUUUUUUAAGCCUUUCCUAUCCUUCUGCUUUUCCUUCAUUUAAAGUAAAAAAUGUGUGUGUCUCCACAGAUGUUAAUGAGUGCAAAAUACCUGGAAUAUGUAGUCAAGUUUGUUACAACACUAAAGGGAGUUUUAAAUGCAUUUGCCGACUUGGCUAUAACUUGGAACCAGACCGCCGCAGUUGCAAAGCCAUUGGUAAGUACACAGCUAUUAUCUUUUCAUUAGGGAGCCAAACUCAACUUUAUGUGUGAAGAAACAUUUUUUGCCAGCAACAUUAUGAUAAGAAAUUUAUUUUUGAAAGGUCUCAUUGAAGGCUUUCAGCAAUUAAGGGCGCUUUCCAUUUGUCAGAACUGACCGGCCACACCAUUUCCGUCGAAAUGAUAAUUUUUCUUUUAAUAACAACUAUCCUGCCAGAUCAGUCAAAUCCUAAAUAGUAUGCAUGAAGGAGAACAUUUUUCAGCAAAAACCUUGUGGAAAUAGCCGAUUUCAUUUGCUUUGUGACUGAUCCAGCGGGCCAGUUCUGACAAAUGGAAAGCGCCCUAAGAUAACUACAUUAAGUGACUUCCACAUAAGAAACUAUCAUUCCAAAACACCAACAUCAGUGUGUCCAGUCAAAGCAGUAUGCACCUUUGAUUUCCAGUUAUGGAAUUCUGGCUGGUUUGUGGGAAGAAAUAAUUUCUUAGAUUGUCCUACAUCAGGAUUACAUUACAGAGCCAAUUCGGCUAAUUAUGUUUCACGUUGUUUCAUGUAUGUUUCCAUUUGUAGCAGUUUCAAAAAUGUUUUUGUUUUCCUCAGGCGGUGAUGGGUUUCUCAUCUUUGCAAACCGUCAUGACAUUCGACACCUGGCAUUUGACUCGUCAUACUAUGUAGAAUUGAUACCAGACCAAAAGGGUGCAGUAGCUCUGGAUUUUGACUUCAACAGUGGGUAUAUAUUCUGGACUGAUGUCAUUGAGGAAGAGAUAAGACGAGCAAAAAUGGAAGAAAACCCAACAGUGGAGGUCGUUGCCAACAUCAGUGUAGAUACCCCAGAUGGGAUUGCUGUUGAUUGGAUUAACAAGAAGUUGUACUGGACAGAUACCGGCAAUGAUAUGAUUGAGGUGGCUGACUUUGAUGGUACCAACCGGCUUCAAUUAAUUAAAACCGGACUGCAGGAGCCAAGGGCUAUUGUGGUGCAUCCCUUCAUUGGGUAUGUUGAAGAGUACUCCCUUAUAAACAUAUUGAAAUUCACAUUCCGUCGUAAGUCUAACACGGUAAAUCCUCUAUUAAGCCCUUGGGGUUGGGGGCUUUAAAGAGAGGUGGGAGUGACAGACUUAGGUGUUGUACAAGUGACUAUCAACAGUAUUAAGUCGCUUGUGGGAGCCUCCACAGAGAACUAGAGCGUAUAGCUGAAAAGGUUAAGCGCAUGAAGUUGUAGGUCAUGUGACCAAAGACCAAAGACAACAUGAACUUCCAGCCUCUCGCCUUGAAUAAACCAUAACUGAUCAGUCUACGUAAAUUGUUUGUGAAGAGUAAGGAUGGAGGUGGGGGGGGGCUAAUAGAGAGAGGGGGCUGAUUAACUUUCCUCCUCUAAAAAAAGGGGUGGCUUAAUAGAGGAUUUACAGUAAUGAAAUUUUUUCCCUUUGUCUUAGUUACAUGUACUGGUCAGACUGGGGUGCAACGCCCAAAAUAGAACGAUGUGGACUGAAUGGUGAUCUACAGACGAGAGAGGUGAUCAUCAAUACAAGCAUUUUGUGGCCAAAUGCACUGACCAUAGACUACACUAUCGACAGAAUCUGGUGGGCAGAUGCCAAGAUGCACACCAUAGAGUCUGCAGAUUUCCUGGGGAGAGAUCGUCGUGUUAUCUUAAGAGAGUCCAUCAAUCAUCCAUUUGCCGUAACGUUAUUUCAGAACUACAUGUAUUGGACCGACUGGGAGCAUGGUCAUGGCUCAAUUAACAGGGCUAACAAGUUCAAUGGCAAGGAGCGAGUGGUAAUGCAAGAAAGCUUGUACGACCCCAUGGACAUUCAUGUUUUUCACAAGCAGCGUCAACCUAUAGGUCAGUUCAUAACAAUUGCCAUGUUUUCACCAAAACUUGUUUAAAAAUGCAAGUUACAUAUUAUAACCUGCUUUUUGUGACACUAACAUUAGCAUCAAAGCAUUAUUUGUGGUACUAAUAAAUUGCAGUACAGCUGUAUUUGUUUCUCACCAUUUACCAGGUGAAAUUUCAGUUUCUUCUGAAAUUUUGAUUUUUUUUCUUGGGAUUGAAAGGCUUUACAGCAUGAUCUAAAGUUGUCUGGGACAGCACUGCUUAAUACUGAACCUGAUUAACUCUAUUUGUUUUGAAUAACAGGAGAAAAUCCAUGCCGUGUGGCAGAGCAUUAUGGAGGUUGCAGUCACAUCUGUCUCUUGGCACCAAAACCCUUUUACCCAGAUCAGUUUUCUUGUCAUUGCCCCCCAGGCAUCAAUCUCCUUUAUGAUUCCAAGACCUGCAACACAACAGGUAUUUACUGGUACUUUUUGACACUCAGCCAGGACAUUAAGGCUGGCUUUGUUUAUAUUCAUUCUUUGUCUUCACGAUGAAGCUUCUCUCCGUGUGUACUUUAGUUUUAUCGUUUUCUCGUGUCAAAGGUGAAGGUAGCAAGUAGUGAAUUAACUAAUAUGUAUCUGCCAAUCUUAAUUUUAAGCUUUAUCCUCUAACAAAUUGCAGUGGAUGAGUUCCAUGUUUGACAUUCAACUAGCUGCUUAUUCUAACCUUACUCUAUUCUUGAAACUACCAUGUAAGACCAAUUCAUAUUGUUGGUCUAAUCAGCAGAAAAUUUCAAUUUCUUGCAGUGUAGAAUUUUUAGUUUGUCUGAUGUUUGUGAUUAACAGUUGCUGUGUACUUACCACAGCUACUGGGUUGUCUCUUGUGCUGUGCUUGGGAAUUUUACAUGUACACUGUAGUAUCUGAUAUACAGUACUAGUGUAGCUGCUCGCUACUAUUGGGUGCAAAAAAGGCCUUGUAGUUUCAGAAAGUAAGCUUAACAACCCUUAUCAGACCUUCUCGCAAUUUUUCAUAUUAGGACUUUGGCAUUCCCCAGACAAUAGGCUGACCAGAGUUGCAUAUUAAUCAGUGCUUUCACACCUGUGCAAUAUACAGUGUGAUAAGUAAUUUUGUUUGCAUUUUAGCAUGUCUAAGAUAGAAAAGCGACAAAACUGAAAGGCUGUAAAAUAUGAUGUUUGUUUUAAAAGGAGUCAGUAAUUAUUUCUGAAUAUUCUACUUGAGCACCAAAGUAUUUAAAUGCAUAUGCCAAGUUGCCAUGUUUUUAGUAAGGUACACGUGUGGAACCUAAAUGUGCUAUUUAAGACUUCUAUGUGCUGGAAAAAUUAUUCUGGCAGAAUGUUUGAAUUUUAUGUUUGUGUCAUGCAAAUUAGAGAAUUAGUUUUCAAUUGCUGUCCAGCUGUUUGCAUCCUGCUGUGGUUGUUGUAUCCAGGAAGUUAGUCUUAGCUUUCUAUCCUAGACCAUAUUAUGGUGAGAGUUUUUGUCACUUGAACUUAAAAUAGGUGGACAAAAUCCUUUUGUGUCAUCAUUCAAAUGAAACCUCUUAGUCAGAACUUGUGCAUAUCGCUACAUUUUGGGAGGAUUUUGGUGAAAGAACUUGGCUCUUUUGCAUUACUUUUUUUUCACUUUGUCCUCUUCCAGAGUGAAAGGAUCAACAGUUGUUCAACUAACUAUAAACCUGUCAGUUGUAACAGAGCAAUUACUGUUUAAUUUUUGUUUUUCUGUGAAUUUCAUGUCUAAUAAUUAUGUUGACUUGUGACAACAUAAAAAAAAAUUACAAAAUUUUCCAUUGUAAAAGGAGCACUUGUUUAACAAAGCACACCUGUUUGACUCCUACUCGUCUCCAGGAAGUUCUCUCUUGUGUUUCACCUUAAUUUUAGUAGAAUUUUUAGAUCCUGAGGAUUGAAAUUUCUUACAUGUAUAUUUAAUAUUGCUUGUAUCUGAAUAUGUUAUGUGCUGAAUUUUUAAGAAAGAAAUUAUAACAAGUUACCAUCAAUUGAUUCGGAUGUGUUUCUGUGCUUCCUUCAUAGAUGCCUUUAAAUGCAAGGAUAAUUUUUGCUUAAAUGGUGGAACUUGUAAACCUGGCAAAGAAAACGUGAAACUUCCAUCUUGCAUGUGAGUUGAAAUGUUAAUCCCUUUAAAUUUCACAGAGUUCUAAUAAUGUGGUUAAAAGUGUCCCUCUUUUGUAGAAAUACAUGCACUCAACUGUGACAUGUACUUAGCUGAAAUCAACAUGGUUGUUAGUAUGUUGUUGGGGACUGUUUAUUCAAAGGGUUUCAUGGACAAUUUUCUGAAAUGUGGGGAGUUAGAAAGUUAUGGGUUAGAAGAGACAAUGGCAUCUCUUCUCCUAAGCCCGGUUCCUGAAAGGCUGAUCAGUGCAAAUACGGGAUUAAAAUUUUGUUCCAUUUUUGUAUUUUACCGUCCUAUGCAUUGCUUAGAGUAACAUUUUGUGCUAUCAUUACUGCAUCUCGGAGAAAAGGCUCAACAAUAUUAAUUAAGCUCAAGUUGCAUGUUCUUAGAUAAGAAAACCUUACCCUGUGCAUAAAAUUUAGCUUUAUCCUGGGUUAAAAGUAACCAUCUUUUGAGGAACUGAGCCCUGUUUGCCAUCCUGUUUUAGCUCAUCGGUAUUAAAUAAAAUCCAAUGUAUACAUGUUGCAGUUGUCCUCCAGGCAUUAAAGGACGUCGCUGCGGAAUGACACCACAUCCGUUCACAACAACCACCACACCAUCAGUUCAGAAAACACCUCAGGUGUUGGCCAGACAAGAGGAGGAGGAUGUUGGUGAGUUAAACAUAGAAUUAGUAUAGUAUUGUAAUGUUCUACAGUAAAAUCACGAGAAUUAUUGAUGUUUGCAAUGUCUAACUCUUUAGACAAGAAAAGAAGAGAUGUGUGAUGGGUUUAACCUUGUACAGUGUAUUAGGUUCCUUUAAACCAUUUGGAACACGAGAAUGAAUUUAAACAACAAAAUUACAUUGAUGUUUGCUAAAGAAAUAUGCCGGUUGCACUGACAAUUCAGUCUCUGUAUAUGGCUAUGUCGAGGAAGAUUUUCAGAAAAAGUGCAUGCUACAAUCCCGAAAGGUAUUGUGGGUGGUUUUGCGUUCACUCAAGUUCUUCAAGGAAAUUUGAACGAAUGGUAGGAGAGACCAUAGACAUAUGUUUGUGAGUGCUAAAGGAAAGCAGUAAAAGGAGGAUCAACAGCUACAGUGUAUUGAUCAUAUCCCAUAUUACCUUUCAGGAUAGUUGCAUAUACUUUUUUUGACAACUUUUCUCUCAAAAUAGCAGUGUUUCAUUUUAACUGUAGAAGUACACACAAUUUCCAAACCUCUUUGGGCUGGUUAUAACUGAUAAUCAAGAGGGCUGAGAAGAGUUCAAGAAAUAUUACUUGCUGAUUGCCGGGGAGGGGAGGUUUUGGUUUGAGAAGUUGAGGGUUGCAAAAAUUUGAAGUCUACUGUACAGCGAUUGGACAAACCCUUUUAUAGCGGGGGUUUAAGGGGGGAUAAUGAUGGAAUAAAGUAUAAAUGAGAUUGAGUGGUUGACAACGGAACUGAUUUUCUUUCCUUUACAUACUGAUAGAUCUUAUUGAGUUUUCUCUCUUUGUUUCCUUAGGCAUAACAAUAGGUGUUUCCAUAGCUGUUGUGAUUCUCAUUAUAGCUAUUGGUGUUGUUGUUGGAUGGCUAGUGUAUAGAAGGAUACAAAGAAAGUAAGUAUUUUGGAUAUGAAGUCAAUCUGCAGUUGCCAGAAACGUAUUAAACUCCUUAAUGAUGCACUGUUAGGGUUAAAUUCUGACAAGCGACAUGACCUUCAAACAGCAACAUGAGACAUGAAAUGGCAACAAAACUGCAACAGUGACUAGGGAAAUCACAAUUACAAUAGUAAAAUACCGACACCCACAUGGCCUUCUCUUCAAUUGAAUAAAGGAAGGCUUUUAAAAUUCAGAUUAGGGUCAUAUAUACCCCCCUCCACCCUCCCCCCCCCUUAAAGAGGACCUCCUUAAUCUGUUGGUGACUUGCUAAAAGCUGUGAUGCAUUUGUUUUGCAGCAAUCGCAAAUCAAUGAACUUUGAUAACCCUGUGUACAAGAAGACAACAGAGUCAAAUUCAAGUAGCUCACUGGAUAGAAUAAAUAUACAUUUUGGUGGAUACUCAAAUGGUAAAAGUCACAAACAGUCAUUACUGGUAAGUAAUAUAAUAAUAAUAUCAAUAAUAUAGUAAUAUAAAUAAUUUUUGCACUCUGUGGAUCAUUGAUAAACAUCUUGAAGCAACUCUUCAUUGGACUGGUCAUGCACAUUAAAAUAAUAAUCAGCUGUCACAGAAAUUGAAUAAAUUGGGGGUGAAAAAUUGAUUAUUAAAGAUAACAUGUAACACAUUGCAUUCUCUUCCUGGCUGUUACAGCAAGGCAGUUGUGGAGGUUUUGGAAAAUGUUACCCCAGAUGUAGUAAAACAAACCAUGAUGCCUUUUACGAGUAUUGUUUGAAAUUUUGCUUUGAAAUAGAGAAAUCCACUUACAUGGCUAAAACCGUGGUUAGGUAGAGUGUAGUGAUUUAAGCUUCAAAAGGUCAAUGAAAAAAUGGGUUUUUUGAUUUGGUAAAUUUGGUAAUUUGGUUAUGAUAUGAUGCUUUCCUUAAAAAAUAUUUUCAACUGUUUGGUAGUAGUAUAAGAGUAGAAUAAAAAGUCGAUUGAUUGCUUGCUUUUCAUUUCACUAAAAAAUUCUUUGUGUUGUUUUUUUAGGCUGCUUUCAGAAAUGAAGUUGAAGUGAGCAAUUGCUAG